Rattus norvegicus (Norway rat) is the source of this 47753-nucleotide messenger RNA. RefSeq names its product insulin 2 (gene Ins2). Gene Ontology annotation, molecular function: zinc ion binding; hormone activity. Gene Ontology annotation, biological process: insulin processing. Gene Ontology annotation, cellular component: secretory granule; nucleus; cytoplasm. NCBI's taxonomy places the organism in Eukaryota, Metazoa, Chordata, Mammalia, Rodentia, Muridae. The record is from RefSeq and is a predicted model, not a curated record.
CACAAGAGUUGCCUCAUAAGCCCAGAUGCUGUGGGUCCUUCUCCAGUUAGCUCCUCCCUGCCAGUGAAAGAAUUGGAGAGUACUACAGUGUCCUGAGUUGAACACUAGAGGGAGACAAAGGCACAAAAAGCUGGAAUAAGCUUCUUGUGACUUUCAAGAACUCUCUCGGAUCCAGAGGACCCACUCUGUUUGUACAGGAAGGAGCUCCCUUUGCUGAUUCAUGGGUGGUGUCUGCCAGAUGGAUGGACUGGACAGAAACUGCAGCUUGAUGUUUCCUGGACUGCUGAAGACUUUGAAAGGGACUAUGUUGGUCUUCCCUACGGAUGGAGGGUUUCCUGCGAUCUUAACCAUUCAACUGCCUCCUUCCAUGAAAUAAUUGAGCCAAGAUUCAGAUAAGAUUCUUCAGGCAGGUGAGAUGCUUGGGAAGGUAGAUUUUUGACCUUAGUUAGGAACUUGGCCGAACACCUAUGGGAAGACACUCAGCAUAAGAAACUACAUCUUUUCUUCUAGCAACUGUGCAUACCGACCGUCGAGAUCAAAACAGGCAGGGAAUUACUGGGUAGGCCUUAGGUGUCCAUGAGAUCCUGGGAUGGCAUGAGGCUCCAGGUAGACACAGGAGACUGCUCAGAACCUAGUUUCAACCUGGGAUAUUAUUAGACAUCAGUGAGACUCUGACAGAAGAAAAGGUACCAGUUACAUCCUCCUGACAGCAUGACACCUCAAUGAUAAUUUAGAGAAGGUAAUAGUCCCCUAAAAAUACCGGGGAAAAACUUUGGACCCUGGAAACAUCAUAGAAAUGGAACAGGUUCCAGUGAGACCCUGGAGCAGGAUUGAGUCCAAGAGAGAACCAAGGAAAACAUUCAAGUCCAAGGAGGUCCUAAGGAAGACUUUAAGCCUUAAUGAGAAUCUAAGACAGACUUUAGAUCCGAAGGAAAAUCUCUGGGAAGCCAUAGCCAUGAGUGAGAAGGAGGGGAAUGAUUUCUUCCUCAGUGAGAAUGUGGAAGACUGUUAGAACCAGUGAAAAAACACAGUUUGGAUUUGGUGAGGCCUUAGGUUUCUGUGAAUACCUUUUGAAAGCCUUGGGUUGCAGUAAGAACACCAAAAGCUCUUCUAUGCCAGGGAUGUAUUGGAGAAGACUUUAAACGCUGUGUGAUCCUGGGGACAUUCUUAGACCUGACAGAGAAUCUAGGCAAAACCUUAGGUUCAACUUUGCAAUAUUGUAGGACACAGAUCGAACCCUGUCAAGGCCUGAGAUCUUGUGUUUCUCAGGAAGGCCUAACAUACCAGUGUAAUCUUUCCAGAAGUUGACGACACACCGAGAAUCUCUAAGAUCCUUUCUGUUUCACAAAGAAACUAGGGAAGACAGGAGGUCUCAAUAACACUUUGAAGAAGGCCUUUAGCCACAUGGAGAUCUUUUGGAAUGUUGGACGUCGUAUUUCGAACAUGAAGAAAGCCUUCAUUCCCUGUGAAAAUCUCGGAUGGGUUCCUAGACUGCAAUAGAAGUUAAGAAAUAUAUCGGCCCACUUGAUACCCUGUGCAUAGGCUCUAGCAAGAUGCUGUGCAAGGAAUUAGGCCACAGAUACGACUUUGGAAAGCUGUAGGCCACAGGGGUAACCUGGGAAUUCUUGUGGGCCUUGGACCAUAGGCUUCAUUGUGUCUUUGGAGGGAGGUCUUAAAGCAUACGUAGUGUUCCCAUUUAAAUUAUCCAGUCCUGCUUUUUGUAUUGUGAUGCUAAUUCUGCCCCCAGACAGCAGACCACAAAAUACCCAGGUGAUUUCAUGGGAACCGUCUUCCUAUAUUAACCUGUCAAUAAAUCUAGAGCUUCUGAUCGGAGACUAGAAGGGAAAGGUGAGACUGGAGGUUUGACGGUGGUAGCAGCUGGAGAGAGGGAAGGGCAAAAAAUCAAGGAGAGCGGCCUGUAGAGGAGGAGCUGAGAUCGACCUGAUUGCAUUGGAUUCUAUGUUCUAUAUAUGGUCUCAUUGGCUUUGGAAAUUAGAGCAACAAAUUGGCUCCAAACCUGGGGAUUAGAACCCAAGCAACUUGAGGGAAAAUUCACUCCUCCCCACUAUAGGCAAGUAGGGCUGGGCUGUAAAGUUGCCUUGGGGUGAAAAUGAAACACCUAGUGGGUCUACAAGGUUCUAUACAUCUACUGAGAAUCUCCCUCCCUAAGCCCCAUUUAGACCAUGACAGUAACCCAUCUCUGAGUUCAGACUUACCCCAGUACCAAUGUCACAACAUAGUUGGGGUUCGUUGAGCCUAAAUGGACCAAGGACGCUGGGGCAGGUCUUCCUGUGAAACAUCAGAGCUUAGCAUCAAGAGGUGAAAAAAUGGUAGCCCACUUUGCAAAGGCUUCUCACGGGCACAGGAAGCUGAUCAGGUGUCUCCACCAAAGCAAGCCUUCCUGUGCUCGCUUUCCUUUCUCUCCCAUGUCUCAACAGGACACAGAACAGCCAGACCUGCUGUACAGACGGCUUGCACUGCAGACAGCCCCAGAUCGCAGCACAUAGUGCCAGCAGCCGUGCAAACAGAGAUGGCUCAGAAGGCUUGGGUCCUUCUCCAAUUAGCUCGUGCCUGCAUAUAAAUAUUUGGAGAGUAGUGCGGUGUUUUGAAGGAACAAGAGAGAGAGUGAGAGAAAGGCACUAGAACACUGAAUCAGGACUGCUGAAGACUUUGAAAGGCACUAUGUUGGUCUUCCCUACGGAUGGAGGGUUUCCUGCGAUCUUAACCAUUCAACUGCCUCCUUCCCUGAAAGAAUUGAGCCAAGAUUCACAUAAGAUUCUUCAGGCAGGACACAGAACAGCCAGACCUGCAGACGGCUUGCACUGCAGACAGCCCCAGAUCGCAGCACAUAGUGCCAGCAGCCGUGCAAACAGAGAUGGCUCAGAAGGAUUGGGUCCUUCUCCAAUUAGCUCGUGCCUGCAUAUAAAAGAUUUGGAGAGUACUGCGGUGUUCUGAAUGGAAAAGAGAGAGAAUAAGAGAAAGGCACUAGAACUCUGAAUCAGGACUGCUGAAGACUUUGAAAGGGACUAUGUUGGUCUUCCCUACGGAUGGAGGGUUUCCUGCGAUCUUAACCAUUCAACUGCCUCCUUCCGUGAAAGAAUUGAGCCAAGAUUCAGAUAACAUUCUUCAGGCAGGACACAGAACAGCCAGACCUGCUGUACAGACGGCUUGCACUGCACACAGCCCCAGAUCGCAGCACAUAGUGCCAGCAGCCGUGCAAACAGAGAUGGCUCAGAAGGCUUGGGUCCUUCUCCAAUUAGCUCGUGCCUGCAUAUAAAAGAUUUGGAGAGUACUGCGGUGUUCUGAAUGGAAAAGAGAGAGAAUAAGAGAAAGGCACUAGAACUCUGGAUCAGGACUGCUGAAGACUUUGAAAGGGACUAUGUUGGUCUUCCCUACGGAUGGAGGGUUUCCUGCGAUCUUAACCAUUCAACUGCCUCCUUCCGUGAAAUAAUUGAGCCAAGAUUCAGAUAAGAUUCUCCAGGCAGGACACAGAACAGCCAGACCUGCUGUACAGACGGCUUGCACUGCACACCGCCCCAGAUUGCUGCAUAUGCAGCCAGCAGCUGUUCAAAUAAACAGACAUGGCUCAGAAGGCUUGGGUCCUUCUCCAAUUAGCUCGUGCCUCCAUAUAAAAGAUUUGGAGAGUACUGCGGUGUUCUGAAUGGAAAAGAGAGAGAGUAAGAGAAAGGCACUAGAACUCUGAAACAGGACUGCUGAAGACUUUGAAAGGGACUAUGUUGGUCUUCCCUACGGAUGGAGGGUUUCCUGCGAUCUUAACCAUUCAACUGCCUCCUUCCGUGAAAUAAUUGAGCCAAGAUUCAGAUAAGAUUCUCCAGGCAGGUGAGACGCUUGGGAAGAUAGAUUUAUGACCUUAGUUAGGGACUUGGCCAUAUACCUAUGGGAAGACACUCAGCAUAAGAAACUACAUCUUUUCUUCUAGCAACUGUGCAUACCGACCGUCGAGAUCAAAACAGGCAGGGAAUUACUGGGUAGGCCUUAGGUGUCCAUGAGAUCCUGGGAUGGCAUGAGGCUCCAGGUAGACACAGGAGACUGCUCAGAACCUAGUUUCAAUCUGGCAUAUUAUUGGACAUCAGUGAGACUCUGACAGAAGAAAAGGUACCGGAUACAUUCUCCUGACAACAUGACACCUCAAUGGUAAUUUAGAGAAUGUACUAGUCCUCUGAAAAUACCUGGGAAAAGCUUUGGACCCUAGAAACAUCAUAGAAAUGGAACAGGUUCCAGUGAGAAACUGGAGCAGGACUGAGUCCAAGAGAGAACCAAGGAAAACAUUCGAGUCCAAGGAAGUCCUAAGGAAGACUUUAAGCCUUAAUGAGAACCUAAGACAGACUUUAGAUCCGAAGGAAAAUCUCUGGUAAGCUAUAGCCAUGAGUGAGAAGGAGGGGAAUGAUUUCUUCCUCAGUGAGAAUGUGGAAGACUGUUACAACCAGUUAAAAACCACAGUUUGGAUUUGGUGAGGCCUUAGGUUUACAUGAAUACCUUUUGAAAGCCUUGGGUCGCAGUAAGAACGCCAAAAGCUCUUCUAUCCCGGGGAGGUAUUGCAGAAGACUUUAAAUGCUGUGUGAUCCUGGGGACCUUCUUAGACUGACAGAGAAUCUAGGCAAAACCUUAGGUUCAACUUUGCAAUAUUGUAGGACACACAUUGAACCCUGUCAAGGCCUGAGACCUUGUGUUUCUCAGGAAGGCCUAACAUGCCAGUGUAAUCUUGCCAGAAGUUCACGACACACUGAGAGUCUCUAAGAACCUUUCUAUUUCACAAAGAACCUAGGGAAAACAGAGGUCUCAAUAACACUUUGAAGAAGGCCUUAACCAUAUGGAGAUCUUUUGGAAUGUUGUACGUCGCAUUUCGAACAUGAAGAAAGCCUUCAUUCCCAUCCCUACAUUCCAUGAGAAAUUGAGGAAUAUAUUGGACCACUUGAUACCCUGUAUAGGCUCUAGCAAGAUGCUGUGCAAGGAAUUAGGCCACAGAUACGACUUGGAAAGCCACAAGGGUAACCUGGGAACCCUUGUGGGUCUUGCGCCAUAGGCUUCAUUGCGUCUUUGGAGGGAGGUCUUAAAGCAUACGUAGUGUUCCCAUUUAAAUUAUCCAUCCAGUCCUGCUUUUUGUAUUAUGAUGCUAAUUCUGCCCCCAGACAGCAGACCACCAAGUACCCAGGUGAUCUCAUGGGAACCGUCUUCCUAUAUUAACCUGUCAAUAAAUCUAGGGCAUGUGAUUGGAGACUAGAAGGGAAAGGUGAGACUGGAGGUUUGACAGUGAUAGCAUUAGGAGAGAAAGAAGGGCAAAAGAGCAAGGAGAGUGGCCUGUAGAGGAGGAGCUGAGAUUGACCUGAUUGCAUUGGAUUGUAUGUUCUAUAUAUGGUCUCAUUUGCUUUGAAAUUAGAGCAACAAAAUGGCUCCAAACCUGGGGAUUAGAACCCAAGCAACUUGAGGGAAAAUUCACUCCUCCCCACUAUAGGCAAGUAGGGCUGGGCUGUAAAGUUGCCUCGGGGUGAAAAAUGAUACACCUAGUGGGUCUACAAGUUUCUAUAGAUCUACUGAGAACCUCCCUCCCAUGCCCCAUUCAGACCAUGACAGUAACCCAUCUCUGAGCUCAGAUUUAGCCCCAGUUCCAAUGUCACAACAUAGUUGGGGUUCGUUGAGCCUAAAAGGAACAAGGACGCUGGGGUAGGUCUUCCUGUGAAACAUCAGAGCUUAGCAUCAAGAGGUGAAAAAAUGGUAGCCCACUUUGCAAAGGCUUCUCACGGGCACAGGAAGCUGAUCAGGUGUCUCCACCAAAGCAAGCCUUCCUGUGCUCGCUUUCCUUUCUCUCCCAUGUCUCAACAGGACACAGAACAGCCAGACCUGCUGUACAGACGGCUUGCACUGCACACCGCCCCAGAUUGCUGCAUAUGCAGCCAGCAGCUGUUCAAAUAAACAGACAUGGCUCAGAAGGCUUGGGUCCUUCUCCAAUUAGCUCGUGCCUCCAUAUAAAAGAUUUGGAGAGUACUGCGGUGUUCUGAAUGGAAAAGAGAGAGAGUAAGAGAAAGGCACUAGAACUCUGAAACAGGACUGCUGAAGACUUUGAAAGGGACUAUGUUGGUCUUCCCUACGGAUGGAGGGUUUCCUGCGAUCUUAACCAUUCAACUGCCUCCUUCCGUGAAAUAAUUGAGCCAAGAUUCAGAUAAGAUUCUCCAGGCAGGUGAGACGCUUGGGAAGAUAGAUUUAUGACCUUAGUUAGGGACUUGGCCAUAUACCUAUGGGAAGACACUCAGCAUAAGAAACUACAUCUUUUCUUCUAGCAACUGUGCAUACCGACCGUCGAGAUCAAAACAGGCAGGGAAUUACUGGGUAGGCCUUAGGUGUCCAUGAGAUCCUGGGAUGGCAUGAGGCUCCAGGUAGACACAGGAGACUGCUCAGAACCUAGUUUCAAUCUGGCAUAUUAUUGGACAUCAGUGAGACUCUGACAGAAGAAAAGGUACCGGAUACAUUCUCCUGACAACAUGACACCUCAAUGGUAAUUUAGAGAAUGUACUAGUCCUCUGAAAAUACCUGGGAAAAGCUUUGGACCCUAGAAACAUCAUAGAAAUGGAACAGGUUCCAGUGAGAAACUGGAGCAGGAUUGAGUCCAAGAGAGAACCAAGGAAAACAUUCGAGUCCAAGGAAGUCCUAAGGAAGACUUUAAGCCUUAAUGAGAACCUAAGACAGACUUUAGAUCCGAAGGAAAAUCUCUGGUAAGCUAUAGCCAUGAGUGAGAAGGAGGGGAAUGAUUUCUUCCUCAGUGAGAAUGUGGAAGACUGUUAGAACCAGUUAAAAACCACAGUUUGGAUUUGGUGAGGCCUUAGGUUUCCGUGAAUACCUUUUGAAAGCCUUGGGUCGCAGUAAGAACGCCAAAAGCUCUUCUAUCCCGGGGAGGUAUUGCAGAAAACGUUAAAUGCUGUGUGAUCCUGGGGACCUUCUUAGACUGACAGAGAAUCUAGGCAAAACCUUAGGUUCAACUUUGCAAUAUUGUAGGACACACAUCGAACCCUGUCAAGGCCUGAGACCUUGUGUUUCUCAGGAAGGCCUAACAUGCCAGUGUAAUCUUGCCAGAAGUUCACGACACACUGAGAGUCUCUAAGAACCUUUCUAUUUCACAAAGAACCUAGGGAAAACAGAGGUCUCAAUAACACUUUGAAGAAGGCCUUAACCAUAUGGAGAUCUUUUGGAAUGUUGUACGUCGCAUUUCGAACAUGAAGAAAGCCUUCAUUCCCAUCCCUACAUUCCAUGAGAAAUUGAGGAAUAUAUUGGCCCACUUGAUACCCCGUAUAGGCUCUAGCAAGAUGCUGUGCAAGGAAUUAGGCCACAGAUACGACUUGGAAAGCCACAGGGGUAACCUGGGAACCCUUGUGGGUCUUGCGCCAUAGGCUUCAUUGCGUCUUUGGAGGGAGGUCUUAAAGCAUACGUAGUGUUCCCAUUUAAAUUAUCCAUCCAGUCCUGCUUUUUGUAUUAUGAUGCUAAUUCUGCCCCCAGACAGCAGACCACCAAGUACCCAGGUGAUCUCAUGGGAACCGUCUUCCUAUAUUAACCUGUCAAUAAAUCUAGGGCAUGUGAUUGGAGACUAGAAGGGAAAGGUGAGACUGGAGGUUUGACAGUGAUAGCAUUAGGAGAGAAAGAAGGGCAAAAGAGCAAGGAGAGUGGCCUGUAGAGGAGGAGCUGAGAUUGACCUGAUUGCAUUGGAUUGUAUGUUCUAUAUAUGGUCUCAUUUGCUUUGAAAUUAGAGCAACAAAAUGGCUCCAAACCUGGGGAUUAGAACCCAAGCAACUUGAGGGAAAAUUCACUCCUCCCCACUAUAGGCAAGUAGGGCUGGGCUGUAAAGUUGCCUCGGGGUGAAAAAUGAUACACCUAGUGGGUCUACAAGUUUCUAUAGAUCUACUGAGAACCUCCCUCCCAUGCCCCAUUCAGACCAUGACAGUAACCCAUCUCUGAGCUCAGAUUUAGCCCCAGUUCCAAUGUCACAACAUAGUUGGGGUUCGUUGAGCCUAAAAGGAACAAGGACGCUGGGGUAGGUCUUCCUGUGAAACAUCAGAGCUUAGCAUCAAGAGGUGAAAAAAUGGUAGCCCACUUUGCAAAGGCUUCUCACGGGCACAGGAAGCUGAUCAGGUGUCUCCACCAAAGCAAGCCUUCCUGUGCUCGCUUUCCUUUCUCUCCCAUGUCUCAACAGGACACAGAACAGCCAGACCUGCUGUACAGACGGCUUGCACUGCACACCGCCCCAGAUUGCUGCAUAUGCAGCCAGCAGCUGUUCAAAUAAACAGACAUGGCUCAGAAGGCUUGGGUCCUUCUCCAAUUAGCUCGUGCCUCCAUAUAAAAGAUUUGGAGAGUACUGCGGUGUUCUGAAUGGAAAAGAGAGAGAGUAAGAGAAAGGCACUAGAACUCUGAAACAGGACUGCUGAAGACUUUGAAAGGGACUAUGUUGGUCUUCCCUACGGAUGGAGGGUUUCCUGCGAUCUUAACCAUUCAACUGCCUCCUUCCGUGAAAUAAUUGAGCCAAGAUUCAGAUAAGAUUCUCCAGGCAGGUGAGACGCUUGGGAAGAUAGAUUUAUGACCUUAGUUAGGGACUUGGCCAUAUACCUAUGGGAAGACACUCAGCAUAAGAAACUACAUCUUUUCUUCUAGCAACUGUGCAUACCGACCGUCGAGAUCAAAACAGGCAGGGAAUUACUGGGUAGGCCUUAGGUGUCCAUGAGAUCCUGGGAUGGCAUGAGGCUCCAGGUAGACACAGGAGACUGCUCAGAACCUAGUUUCAAUCUGGCAUAUUAUUGGACAUCAGUGAGACUCUGACAGAAGAAAAGGUACCGGAUACAUUCUCCUGACAACAUGACACCUCAAUGGUAAUUUAGAGAAUGUACUAGUCCUCUGAAAAUACCUGGGAAAAGCUUUGGACCCUAGAAACAUCAUAGAAAUGGAACAGGUUCCAGUGAGAAACUGGAGCAGGACUGAGUCCAAGAGAGAACCAAGGAAAACAUUCGAGUCCAAGGAAGUCCUAAGGAAGACUUUAAGCCUUAAUGAGAACCUAAGACAGACUUUAGAUCCGAAGGAAAAUCUCUGGUAAGCUAUAGCCAUGAGUGAGAAGGAGGGGAAUGAUUUCUUCCUCAGUGAGAAUGUGGAAGACUGUUAGAACCAGUGAAAAACCACAGUUUGGAUUUGGUGAGGCCUUAGGUUUACGUGAAUACCUUUUGAAAGCCUUGGGUCGCAGUAAGAACGCCAAAAGCUCUUCUAUCCCGGGGAGGUAUUGCAGAAGACUUUAAAUGCUGUGUGAUCCUGGGGACCUUCUUAGACUGACAGAGAAUCUAGGCAAAACCUUAGGUUCAACUUUGCAAUAUUGUAGGACACACAUCGAACCCUGUCAAGGCCUGAGACCUUGUGUUUCUCAGGAAGGCCUAACAUGCCAGUGUAAUCUUGCCAGAAGUUCACGACACACUGAGAGUCUCUAAGAACCUUUCUAUUUCACAAAGAACCUAGGGAAAACAGAGGUCUCAAUAACACUUUGAAGAAGGCCUUAACCAUAUGGAGAUCUUUUGGAAUGUUGUACGUCGCAUUUCGAACAUGAAGAAAGCCUUCAUUCCCAUCCCUACAUUCCAUGAGAAAUUGAGGAAUAUAUUGGCCCACUUGAUACCCCGUAUAGGCUCUAGCAAGAUGCUGUGCAAGGAAUUAGGCCACAGAUACGACUUGGAAAGCCACAGGGGUAACCUGGGAACCCUUGUGGGUCUUGCGCCAUAGGCUUCAUUGCGUCUUUGGAGGGAGGUCUUAAAGCAUACGUAGUGUUCCCAUUUAAAUUAUCCAUCCAGUCCUGCUUUUUGUAUUAUGAUGCUAAUUCUGCCCCCAGACAGCAGACCACCAAGUACCCAGGUGAUCUCAUGGGAACCGUCUUCCUAUAUUAACCUGUCAAUAAAUCUAGGGCAUGUGAUUGGAGACUAGAAGGGAAAGGUGAGACUGGAGGUUUGACAGUGAUAGCAUUAGGAGAGAAAGAAGGGCAAAAGAGCGAGGAGAGUGGCCUGUAGAGGAGGAGCUGAGAUUGACCUGAUUGCAUUGGAUUGUAUGUUCUAUAUAUGGUCUCAUUUGCUUUGAAAUUAGAGCAACAAAAUGGCUCCAAACCUGGGGAUUAGAACCCAAGCAACUUGAGGGAAAAUUCACUCCUCCCCACUAUAGGCAAGUAGGGCUGGGCUGUAAAGUUGCCUCGGGGUGAAAAAUGAUACACCUAGUGGGUCUACAAUUUUCUAUAGAUCUACUGAGAACCUCCCUCCCAUGCCCCAUUCAGACCAUGACAGUAACCCAUCUCUGAGCUCAGAUUUAGCCCCAGUUCCAAUGUCACAACAUAGUUGGGGUUCGUUGAGCCUAAAAGGAACAAGGACGCUGGGGUAGGUCUUCCUGUGAAACAUCAGAGCUUAGCAUCAAGAGGUGAAAAAAUGGUAGCCCACUUUGCAAAGGCUUCUCACGGGCACAGGAAGCUGAUCAGGUGUCUCCACCAAAGCAAGCCUUCCUGUGCUCGCUUUCCUUUCUCUCCCAUGUCUCAACAGGACACAGAACAGCCAGACCUGCUGUACAGACGGCUUGCACUGCACACCGCCCCAGAUUGCUGCAUAUGCAGCCAGCAGCUGUUCAAAUAAACAGACAUGGCUCAGAAGGCUUGGGUCCUUCUCCAAUUAGCUCGUGCCUCCAUAUAAAAGAUUUGGAGAGUACUGCGGUGUUCUGAAUGGAAAAGAGAGAGAGUAAGAGAAAGGCACUAGAACUCUGAAACAGGACUGCUGAAGACUUUGAAAGGGACUAUGUUGGUCUUCCCUACGGAUGGAGGGUUUCCUGCGAUCUUAACCAUUCAACUGCCUCCUUCCGUGAAAUAAUUGAGCCAAGAUUCAGAUAAGAUUCUUCAGGCAGGUGAGACGCUUGGGAAGAUAGAUUUAUGACCUUAGUUAGGGACUUGGCCAUAUACCUAUGGGAAGACACUCAGCAUAAGAAACUACAUCUUUUCUUCUAGCAACUGUGCAUACCGACCGUCGAGAUCAAAACAGGCAGGGAAUUACUGGGUAGGCCUUAGGUGUCCAUGAGAUCCUGGGAUGGCAUGAGGCUCCAGGUAGACACAGGAGACUGCUCAGAACCUAGUUUCAAUCUGGCAUAUUAUUGGACAUCAGUGAGACUCUGACAGAAGAAAAGGUACCGGAUACAUUCUCCUGACAACAUGACACCUCAAUGGUAAUUUAGAGAAUGUACUAGUCCUCUGAAAAUACCUGGGAAAAGCUUUGGACCCUAGAAACAUCAUAGAAAUGGAACAGGUUCCAGUGAGAAACUGGAGCAGGAUUGAGUCCAAGAGAGAACCAAGGAAAACAUUCGAGUCCAAGGAAGUCCUAAGGAAGACUUUAAGCCUUAAUGAGAACCUAAGACAGACUUUAGAUCCGAAGGAAAAUCUCUGGUAAGCUAUAGCCAUGAGUGAGAAGGAGGGGAAUGAUUUCUUCCUCAGUGAGAAUGUGGAAGACUGUUAGAACCAGUUAAAAACCACAGUUUGGAUUUGGUGAGGCCUUAGGUUUCCGUGAAUACCUUUUGAAAGCCUUGGGUCGCAGUAAGAACGCCAAAAGCUCUUCUAUCCCGGGGAGGUAUUGCAGAAAACGUUAAAUGCUGUGUGAUCCUGGGGACCUUCUUAGACUGACAGAGAAUCUAGGCAAAACCUUAGGUUCAACUUUGCAAUAUUGUAGGACACACAUCGAACCCUGUCAAGGCCUGAGACCUUGUGUUUCUCAGGAAGGCCUAACAUGCCAGUGUAAUCUUGCCAGAAGUUCACGACACACUGAGAGUCUCUAAGAACCUUUCUAUUUCACAAAGAACCUAGGGAAAACAGAGGUCUCAAUAACACUUUGAAGAAGGCCUUAACCAUAUGGAGAUCUUUUGGAAUGUUGUACGUCGCAUUUCGAACAUGAAGAAAGCCUUCAUUCCCAUCCCUACAUUCCAUGAGAAAUUGAGGAAUAUAUUGGCCCACUUGAUACCCCGUAUAGGCUCUAGCAAGAUGCUGUGCAAGGAAUUAGGCCACAGAUACGACUUGGAAAGCCACAGGGGUAACCUGGGAACCCUUGUGGGCCUUGAGCCAUAGGCUUCAUUGCGUCUUUGGAGGGAGGUCUUAAAGCAUACGUAGUGUUCCCAUUUAAAUUAUCCAUCCAGUCCUGCUUUUUGUAUUGUGAUGCUAAUUCUGCCCCCAGACAGCAGACCACCAAGUACCCAGGUGAUCUCAUGGGAACCGUCUUCCUAUAUUAACCUGUCAAUAAAUCUAGGGCAUGUGAUUGGAGACUAGAAGGGAAAGGUGAGACUGGAGGUUUGACGGUGAUAGCAUUAGGAGAGAGAGAAGGGCAAAAGAGCGAGGAGAGUGGCCUGUAGAGGAGGAGCUGAGAUUGACCUGAUUGCAUUGGAUUGUAUGUUCUAUAUAUGGUCUCAUUUGCUUUGGAAAUUAGAGCAACAAAAUGGCUCCAAACCUGGGGAUUAGAACCCAAGCAACUUGAGGGAAAAUUCACUCCUCCCCACUAUAGGCAAGUAGGGCUGGGCUGUAAAGUUGCCUCGGGGUGAAAAAUGAUACACCUAGUGGGUCUACAAGUUUCUAUAGAUCUACUGAGAACCUCCCUCCCAUGCCCCAUUCAGACCAUGACAGUAACCCAUCUCUGAGCUCAGAUUUAGCCCCAGUACCAAUGUCACAACAUAGUUGGGGUUCGUUGAGCCUAAAAGGAACAAGGACGCUGGGGUAGGUCUUCCUGUGAAACAUCAGAGCUUAGCAUCAAGAGGUGAAAAAAUGGUAGCCCUCUUUGCAAAGGCUUCUCACGGGCACAGGAAGCUGAUCAGGUGUCUCCACCAAAGCAAGCCUUCCUGUGCUCGCUUUCCUUUCUCUCCCAUGUCUCAACAGGACACAGAACAGCCAGACCUGCUGUACAGAAGGCUUGCACUGCAGACAGCCCCAGAUCGCAGCACAUAGUGCCAGCAGGCGUGCAAACAGACAUGGCUCAGAAGGCUUGGGUCCUUCUCCAAUUAGCUCGUGCCUCCAUAUAAAAGAUUUGGAGAGUACUGCGGUGUUGUGAAUGGAAAAGAGAGAGAGUAAGAGAAAGGCACUAGAACUCUGAAACAGGACUGCUGAAGACUUUGAAAGGGACUAUGUUGGUCUUCCCUACGGAUGGAGGGUUUCCUGCGAUCUUAACCAUUCAACUGCCUCCUUCCGUGAAAUAAUUGAGCCAAGAUUCAGAUAAGAUUCUUCAGGCAGGUGAGAAGCUUGGGAAGAUAGAUUUAUGACCUUAGUUAGGGACUUGGCCAUAUACCUAUGGGAAGACACUCAGCAUAAGAAACUACAUCUUUUCUUCUAGCAACUGUGCAUACCGACCGUCGAGAUCAAAACAGGCAGGGAAUUACUGGGUAGGCCUUAGGUGUCCAUGAGAUCCUGGGAUGGCAUGAGGCUCCAGGUAGACACAGGAGACUGCUCAGAACCUAGUUUCAAUCUGGCAUAUUAUUGGACAUCAGUGAGACUCUGACAGAAGAAAAGGUACCGGAUACAUUCUCCUGACAACAUGACACCUCAAUGGUAAUUUAGAGAAUGUACUAGUCCUCUGAAAAUACCUGGGAAAAGCUUUGGACCCUAGAAACAUCAUAGAAAUGGAACAGGUUCCAGUGAGAAACUGGAGCAGGAUUGAGUCCAAGAGAGAACCAAGGAAAACAUUCGAGUCCAAGGAGGUCCUAAGGAAGACUUUAAGCCUUAAUGAGAACCUAAGACAGACUUUAGAUCCGAAGGAAAAUCUCUGGUAAGCUAUAGCCAUGAGUGAGAAGGAGGGGAAUGAUUUCUUCCUCAGUGAGAAUGUGGAAGACUGUUAGAACCAGUUAAAAACCACAGUUUGGAUUUGGUGAGGCCUUAGGUUUCCGUGAAUACCUUUUGAAAGCCUUGGGUCGCAGUAAGAACGCCAAAAGCUCUUCUAUCCCGGGGAGGUAUUGCAGAAGACGUUAAAUGCUGUGUGAUCCUGGGGACCUUCUUAGACUGACAGAGAAUCUAGGCAAAACCUUAGGUUCAACUUUGCAAUAUUGUAGGACACACAUCGAACCCUGUCAAGGCCUGAGACCUUGUGUUUCUCAGGAAGGCCUAACAUGCCAGUGUAAUCUUGCCAGAAGUUCACGACACACUGAGAGUCUCUAAGAACCUUUCUAUUUCACAAAGAACCUAGGGAAAACAGAGGUCUCAAUAACACUUUGAAGAAGGCCUUAACCAUAUGGAGAUCUUUUGGAAUGUUGUACGUCGCAUUUCGAACAUGAAGAAAGCCUUCAUUCCCAUCCCUACAUUCCAUGAGAAAUUGAGGAAUAUAUUGGCCCACUUGAUACCCCGUAUAGGCUCUAGCAAGAUGCUGUGCAAGGAAUUAGGCCACAGAUACGACUUGGAAAGCCACAAGGGUAACCUGGGAACCCUUGUGGGCCUUGCGCCAUAGGCUUCAUUGCGUCUUUGGAGGGAGGUCUUAAAGCAUACGUAGUGUUCCCAUUUAAAUUAUCCAUCCAGUCCUGCUUUUUGUAUUGUGAUGCUAAUUCUGCCCCCAGACAGCAGACCACCAAGUACCCAGGUGAUCUCAUGGGAACCGUCUUCCUAUAUUAACCUGUCAAUAAAUCUAGGGCAUGUGAUUGGAGACUAGAAGGGAAAGGUGAGACUGGAGGUUUGACGGUGAUAGCAUUAGGAGAGAGAGAAGGGCAAAAGAGCGAGGAGAGUGGCCUGUAGAGGAGGAGCUGAGAUUGACCUGAUUGCAUUGGAUUGUAUGUUCUAUAUAUGGUCUCAUUUGCUUUGGAAAUUAGAGCAACAAAAUGGCUCCAAACCUGGGGAUUAGAACCCAAGCAACUUGAGGGAAAAUUCACUCCUCCCCACUAUAGGCAAGUAGGGCUGGGCUGUAAAGUUGCCUCGGGGUGAAAAAUGAUACACCUAGUGGGUCUACAAGUUUCUAUAGAUCUACUGAGAACCUCCCUCCCAUGCCCCAUUCAGACCAUGACAGUAACCCAUCUCUGAGCUCAGAUUUAGCCCCAGUACCAAUGUCACAACAUAGUUGGGGUUCGUUGAGCCUAAAAGGACCAAGGACGCUGGGGUAGGUCUUCCUGUGAAACAUCAGAGCUUAGCAUCAAGAGGUGAAAAAAUGGUAGCCCACUUUGCAAAGGCUUCUCACGGGCACAGGAAGCUGAUCAGGUGUCUCCACCAAAGCAAGCCUUCCUGUGCUCGCUUUCCUUUCUCUCCCAUGUCUCAACAGGACACAGAACAGCCAGACCUGCUGUACAGAAGGCUUGCACUGCAGACAGCCCCAGAUCGCAGCACAUAGUGCCAGCAGGCGUGCAAACAGACAUGGCUCAGAAGGCUUGGGUCCUUCUCCAAUUAGCUCGUGCCUGCAUAUAAAAGAUUUGGAGAGUACUGCGGUGUUCUGAAUGGAAAAGAGAGAGAAUAAGAGAAAGGCACUAGAACUCUGAAUCAGGACUGCUGAAGACUUUGAAAGGGACUAUGUUGGUCUUCCCUACGGAUGGAGGGUUUCCUGCGAUCUUAACCAUUCAACUGCCUCCUUCCGUGAAAUAAUUGAGCCAAGAUUCAGAUAAGAUUCUCCAGGCAGGACACAGAACAGCCAGACCUGCUGUACAGACGGCUUGCACUGCAGACAGCCCCAGAUCGCAGCACAUAGUGCCAGCAGCCGUGCAAACAGAGAUGGCUCAGAAGGCUUGGGUCCUUCUCCAAUUAGCUCGUGCCUGCAUAUAAAAGAUUUGGAGAGUACUGCGGUGUUCUGAAUGGAAAAGAGAGAGAAUAAGAGAAAGGCACUAGAACUCUGAAUCAGGACUGCUGAAGACUUUGAAAGGGACUAUGUUGGUCUUCCCUACGGAUGGAGGGUUUCCUGCGAUCUUAACCAUUCAACUGCCUCCUUCCGUAAAAUAAUUGAGCCAAGAUUCAGAUAAGAUUCUUCAGGCAGGUGAGACGCUUGGGAAGAUAGAUUUAUGACCUUAGUUAGGGACUUGGCCAUAUACCUAUGGGAAGACACUCAGCAUAAGAAACUACAUCUUUUCUUCUAGCAACUGUGCAUACCGACCGUCGAGAUCAAAACAGGCAGGGAAUUACUGGGUAGGCCUUAGGUGUCCAUGAGAUCCUGGGAUGGCAUGAGGCUCCAGGUAGACACAGGAGACUGCUCAGAACCUAGUUUCAAUCUGGCAUAUUAUUGGACAUCAGUGAGACUCUGACAGAAGAAAAGGUACCGGAUACAUUCUCCUGACAACGUGACACCUCAAUGGUAAUUUAGAGAAUGUACUAGUCCUCUGAAAAUACCUGGGAAAAGCUUUGGACCCUAGAAACAUCAUAGAAAUGGAACAGGUUCCAGUGAGAAACUGGAGCAGGAUUGAGUCCAAGAGAGAACCAAGGAAAACAUUCGAGUCCAAGGAAGUCCUAAGGAAGACUUUAAGCCUUAAUGAGAACCUAAGACAGACUUUAGAUCCGAAGGAAAAUCUCUGGUAAGCUAUAGCCAUGAGUGAGAAGGAGGGGAAUGAUUUCUUCCUCAGUGAGAAUGUGGAAGACUGUUAGAACCAGUGAAAAACCACAGUUUGGAUUUGGUGAGGCCUUAGGUUUCCGUGAAUACCUUUUGAAAGCCUUGGGUCGCAGUAAGAACGCCAAAAGCUCUUCUAUCCCGGGGAGGUAUUGCAGAAGACUUUAAAUGCUGUGUGAUCCUGGGGACCUUCUUAGACUGACAGAGAAUCUAGGCAAAACCUUAGGUUCAACUUUGCAAUAUUGUAGGACACACAUCGAACCCUGUCAAGGCCUGAGACCUUGUGUUUCUCAGGAAGGCCUAACAUGCCAGUGUAAUCUUGCCAGAAGUUCACGACACACUGAGAGUCUCUAAGAUCCUUUCUUUUUCACAAAGAACCUAGGGAAAACAGAGGUCUCAAUAACACUUUGAAGAAGGCCUUAACCAUAUGGAGAUCUUUUGGAAUGUUGUACGUCGCAUUUCGAACAUGAAGAAAGCCUUCAUUCCCAUCCCUACAUUCCAUGAGAAAUUGAGAAAUAUAUUGGCCCACUUGAUACCCCGUAUAGGCUCUAGCAAGAUGCUGUGCAAGGAAUUAGGCCACAGAUACGACUUGGAAAGCCACAGGGGUAACCUGGGAACCCUUGUGGGUCUUGCGCCAUAGGCUUCAUUGCGUCUUUGGAGGGAGGUCUUAAAGCAUACGUUGUGUUCCCAUUUAAAUUAUCCAUCCAGUCCUGCUUUUUGUAUUAUGAUGCUAAUUCUGUCCCCAGACAGCAGACCACCAAGUACCCAGGUGAUCUCAUGGGAACCGUCUUCCUAUAUUAACCUGUCAAUAAAUCUAGGGCAUGUGAUUGGAGACUAGAAGGGAAAGGUGAGACUGGAGGUUUGACAGUGAUAGCAUUAGGAGAGAAAGAAGGGCAAAAGAGCAAGGAGAGUGGCCUGUAGAGGAGGAGCUGAGAUUGACCUGAUUGCAUUGGAUUGUAUGUUCUAUAUAUGGUCUCAUUUGCUUUGGAAAUUAGAGCAACAAAAUGGCUCCAAACCUGGGGAUUAGAACCCAAGCAACUUGAGGGAAAAUUCACUCCUCCCCACUAUAGGCAAGUAGGGCUGGGCUGUAAAGUUGCCUCGGGGUGAAAAAUGAUACACCUAGUGGGUCUACAAGUUUCUAUAGAUCUACUGAGAACCUCCCUCCCAUGCCCCAUUCAGACCAUGACAGUAACCCAUCUCUGAGCUCAGAUUUAGCCCCAGUACCAAUGUCACAACAUAGUUGGGGUUCGUUGAGCCUAAAAGGACCAAGGACGCUGGGGUAGGUCUUCCUGUGAAACAUCAGAGCUUAGCAUCAAGAGGUGAAAAAAUGGUAGCCCACUUUGCAAAGGCUUCUCACGGGCACAGGAAGCUGAUCAGGUGUCUCCACCAAAGCAAGCCUUCCUGUGCUCGCUUUCCUUUCUCUCCCAUGUCUCAACAGGACACAGAACAGCCAGACCUGCUGUACAGACGGCUUGAACUGCAGACAGCCCCAGAUCGCAGCACAUAGUGCCAGCAGCCGUGCAAACAGAGAUGGCUCAGAAGGCUUGGGUCCUUCUCCAAUUAGCUCGUGCCUGCAUAUAAAAGAUUUGGAGAGUACUGCGGUGUUCUGAAUGGAAAAGAGAGAGAAUAAGAGAAAGGCACUAGAACUCUGAAUCAGGACUGCUGAAGACUUUGAAAGGGACUAUGUUGGUCUUCCCUACGGAUGGAGGGUUUCCUGCGAUCUUAACCAUUCAACUGCCUCCUUCCGUGAAAUAAUUGAGCCAAGAUUCAGAUAAGAUUCUUCAGGCAGGUGAGAAGCUUGGGAAGAUAGAUUUAUGACCUUAGUUAGGGACUUGGCCAUAUACCUAUGGGAAGACACUCAGCAUAAGAAACUACAUCUUUUCUUCUAGCAACUGUGCAUACCGACCGUCGAGAUCAAAACAGGCAGGGAAUUACUGGGUAGGCCUUAGGUGUCCAUGAGAUCCUGGGAUGGCAUGAGGCUCCAGGUAGACACAGGAGACUGCUCAGAACCUAGUUUCAAUCUGGCAUAUUAUUGGACAUCAGUGAGACUCUGACAGAAGAAAAGGUACCGGAUACAUUCUCCUGACAACAUGACACCUCAAUGGUAAUUUAGAGAAUGUACUAGUCCUCUGAAAAUACCUGGGAAAAGCUUUGGACCCUAGAAACAUCAUAGAAAUGUAACAGGUUCCAAUGAGAAACUGGAGCAGGAUUGAGUCCAAGAGAGAACCAAGGAAAACAUUCGAGUCCAAGGAGGUCCUAAGGAAGACUUUAAGACUUAAUGAGAACCUAAGACAGACUUUAGAUCCGAAGGAAAAUCUCUGGUAAGCUAUAGCCAUGAGUGAGAAGGAGGGGAAUGAUUUCUUCCUCAGUGAGAAUGUGGAAGACUGUUAGAACCAGUGAAAAAACACAGUUUGGAUUUGGUGAGGCCUUAGGUUUCCGUGAAUACCUUUUGAAAGCCUUGGGUCGCAGUAAGAACGCCAAAAGCUCUUCUAUCCCGGGGAGGUAUUGCAGAAGACGUUAAAUGCUGUGUGAUCCUGGGGACCUUCUUAGACUGACAGAGAAUCUAGGCUGAACCUAUUUGCAAUAUUGUAGGACACACAUUGAACCCUGUCAAGGCCUGAGACCUUGUGUUUCUCAGGAAGGCCUAACAUGCCAGUGUAAUCUUGCCAGAAGUUCACGACACACUGAGAGUCUCUAAGAACCUUUCUAUUUCACAACGAACCUAGGGAAAACAGAGGUCUCAAUAACACUUUGAAGAAGGCCUUAACCAUAUGGAGAUCUUUUGGAAUGUUGUACGUUGCAUUUUGAACAUGAAGAAAGCCUUCAUUCCCAUCCCUACAUUCCAUGAGAAAUUGAGGAAUAUAUUGGCCCACUUGAUACCCCGUAUAGGCUCUAGCAAGAUGCUGUGCAAGGAAUUAGGCCACAGAUACGACUUGGAAAGCCACAGGGGUAACCUGGGAACCCUUGUGGGCCUUGAGCCAUAGGCUUCAUUGCGUCUUUGGAGGGAGGUCUUAAAGCAUACGUAGUGUUCCCAUUUAAAUUAUCCAUCCAGUCCUGCUUUUUGUAUUGUGAUGCUAAUUCUGCCCCCAGACAGCAGACCACCAAGUACCCAGGUGAUCUCAUGGGAAACGUCUUCCUAUAUUAACCUGUCAAUAAAUCUAGGGCAUGUGAUUGGAGACUAGAAGGGAAAGGUGAGACUGGAGGUUUGACGGUGAUAGCAUUAGGAGAGAGAGAAGGGCAAAAGAGCGAGGAGAGUGGCCUGUAGAGGAGGAGCUGAGAUUGACCUGAUUGCAUUGGAUUGUAUGUUCUAUAUAUGGUCUCAUUUGCUUUGGAAAUUAGAGCAACAAAAUGGCUCCAAACCUGGGGAUUAGAACCCAAGCAACUUGAGGGAAAAUUCACUCCUCCCCACUAUAGGCAAGUAGGGCUGGGCUGUAAAGUUGCCUCGGGGUGAAAAAUGAUACACCUAGUGGGUCUACAAGUUUCUAUAGAUCUACUGAGAACCUCCCUCCCAUGCCCCAUUCAGACCAUGACAGUAACCCAUCUCUGAGCUCAGAUUUAGCCCCAGUACCAAUGUCACAACAUAGUUGGGGUUCGUUGAGCCUAAAAGGAACAAGGACGCUGGGGUAGGUCUUCCUGUGAAACAUCAGAGCUUAGCAUCAAGAGGUGAAAAAAUGGUAGCCCACUUUGCAAAGGCUUCUCACGGGCACAGGAAGCUGAUCAGGUGUCUCCACCAAAGCAAGCCUUCCUGUGCUCGCUUUCCUUUCUCUCCCAUGUCUCAACAGGACACAGAACAGCCAGACCUGCUGUACAGACGGCUUGCACUGCACACCGCCCCAGAUUGCUGCAUAUGCAGCCAGCAGCUGUUCAAAUAAACAGACAUGGCUCAGAAGGCUUGGGUCCUUCUCCAAUUAGCUCGUGCCUGCAUAUAAAAGAUUUGGAGAGUACUGCGGUGUUCUGAUUGUAAAAGAGAGAGAGUAAGAGAAAGGCACUAGAACUCUGAAUCAGGACUGCUGAAGACUUUGAAAGGGACUAUGUUGGUCUUCCCUACGGAUGGAGGGUUUCCUGCGAUCUUAACCAUUCAACUGCCUCCUUCCGUUAAAGAAUUGAGCCAACAUUCAGAUAACAUUCUUCAGGCAGGUGAGAAGCUUGGGAAGAUAGAUUUAUGACCUUAGUUAGGGACUUGGCCAUAUACCUAUGGGAAGACACUCAGCAUAAGAAACUACAUCUUUUCUUCUAGCAACUGUGCAUACCGACCGUCGAGAUCAAAACAGGCAGGGAAUUACUGGGUAGGCCUUAGGUGUCCAUGAGAUCCUGGGAUGGCAUGAGGCUCCAGGUAGACACAGGAGACUGCUCAGAACCUAGUUUCAAUCUGGCAUAUUAUUGGACAUCAGUGAGACUCUGACAGAAGAAAAGGUACCGGAUACAUUCUCCUGACAACAUGACACCUCAUUGGUAAUUUAGAGAAUGUACUAGUCCUCUGAAAAUACCUGGGAAAAGCUUUGGACCCUAGAAACAUCAUAGAAAUGGAACAGGUUCCAAUGAGAAACUGGAGCAGGAUUGAGUCCAAGAGAGAACCAAGGAAAACAUUCGAGUCCAAGGAAGUCCUAAGGAAGACUUUAAGCCUUAAUGAAAAUCUAAGACAGACUUUAGAUCUGAAGGAAAAUCUCUGGUAAGCUAUAGCCAUGAGUGAGAAGGAGGGGAAUGAUUUCUUCCUCAGUGAGAAUGUGGAAGCCUGUUAGAACCAGUUAAAAACCACAGUUUGGAUUUGGUGAGGCCUUAGGUUUCCGUGAAUACCUUUUGAAAGCCUUGGGUCGCAGUAAGAACGCCAAAAGCUCUUCUAUCCCGGGGAGGUAUUGCAGAAGACGUUAAAUGCUGUGUGAUCCUGGGGACCUUCUUAGACUGACAGAGAAUCUAGGCAAAACCUUAGGUUCAACUUUGCAAUAUUGUAGGACACACAUCGAACCCUGUCAAGGCCUGAGACCUUGUGUUUCUCAGGAAGGCCUAACAUGCCAGUGUAAUCUUGCCAGAAGUUCACGACACACUGAGAGUCUCUAAGAUCCUUUCUAUUUCACAAAGAACCUAGGGAAAACAGAGGUCUCAAUAACACUUUGAAGAAGGCCUUAACCAUAUGGAGAUCUUUUGGAAUGUUGUACGUCGCAUUUCGAACAUGAAGAAAGCCUUCAUUCCCAUCCCUACAUUCCAUGAGAAAUUGAGGAAUAUAUUGGCCCACUUGAUACCCCGUAUAGUCUCUAGCAAGAUGCUGUGCAAGGAAUUAGGCCACAGAUACGACUUGGAAAGCCACAGGGGUAACCUGGGAACCCUUGUGGGUCUUGAGCCAUAGGCUUCAUUGUGUCUUUGGAGGGAGGUCUUAAAGCAUACGUAGUGUUCCCAUUUAAAUUAUCCAUCCAGUCCUGCUUUUUGUAUUAUGAUGCUAAUUCUGCCCCCAGACAGCAGACCACCAAGUACCCAGGUGAUCUCAUGGGAACCGUCUUCCUAUAUUAACCUGUCAAUAAAUCUAGGGCAUGUGAUUGGAGACUAGAAGGGAAAGGUGAGACUGGAGGUUUGACAGUGAUAGCAUUAGGAGAGAAAGAAGGGCAAAAGAGCAAGGAGAGUGGCCUGUAGAGGAGGAGCUGAGAUUGACCUGAUUGCAUUGGAUUGUAUGUUCUAUAUAUGGUCUCAUUUGCUUUGAAAUUAGAGCAACAAAAUGGCUCCAAACCUGGGGAUUAGAACCCAAGCAACUUGAGGGAAAAUUCACUCCUCCCCACUAUAGGCAAGUAGGGCUGGGCUGUAAAGUUGCCUCGGGGUGAAAAAUGAUACACCUAGUGGGUCUACAAGUUUCUAUAGAUCUACUGAGAACCUCCCUCCCAUGCCCCAUUCAGACCAUGACAGUAACCCAUCUCUGAGCUCAGAUUUAGCCCCAGUUCCAAUGUCACAACAUAGUUGGGGUUCGUUGAGCCUAAAACGACCAAGGACGCUGGGGUAGGUCUUCCUGUGAAACAUCAGAGCUUAGCAUCAAGAGGUGAAAAAAUGGUAGCCCACUUUGCAAAGGCUUCUCACGGGCACAGGAAGCUGAUCAGGUGUCUCCACCAAAGCAAGCCUUCCUGUGCUCGCUUUCCUUUCUCUCCCAUGUCUCAACAGGACACAGAACAGCCAGACCUGCUGUACAGACGGCUUGCACUGCACACCGCCCCAGAUUGCUGCAUAUGCAGCCAGCAGCUGUUCAAAUAAACAGACAUGGCUCAGAAGGCUUGGGUCCUUCUCCAAUUAGCUCGUGCCUCCAUAUAAAAGAUUUGGAGAGUACUGCGGUGUUCUGAAUGGAAAAGAGAGAGAGUAAGAGAAAGGCACUAGAACUCUGAAACAGGACUGCUGAAGAUUUUGAAAGGGACUAUGUUGGUCUUCCCUAGGGAUGGAGGGUUUCCUGCGAUCUUAACCAUUCAACUGCCUCCUUCCCUGAAAGAAUUGAGCCAAGAUUCAGAUAAGAUUCUUCAGGCAGGUGAGAAGCUUGGGAAGAUAGAUUUAUGACCUUAGUUAGGGACUUGGCCAUAUACCUAUGGGAAGACACUCAGCAUAAGAAAUUACAUCUUUUCUUCUAGCAACUGUGCAUACCGACCGUCGAGAUCAAAACAGGCAGGGAAUUACUGGGUAGGCCUUAGGUGUCCAUGAUCCUGGGAUGGCAUGAGGCUCCAGGUAGACACAGGAGACUGCUCAGAACCUAGUUUCAACCUGGGAUAUUAUUAGACAUCAGUGAGACUCUGACAGAAGAAAAGGUACCGGAUACAUUCUCCUGACAACAUGACACCUCAAUGGUAAUUUAGAGAAUGUACUAGUCCUCUGAAAAUACCUGGGAAAAGCUUUGGACCCUAGAAACAUCAUAGAAAUGGAACAGGUUCCAGUGAGAAACUGGAGCAGGAUUGAGUCCAAGAGAGAACCAAGGAAAACAUUCGAGUCCAAGGAGGUCCUAAGGAAGACUUUAAGCCUUAAUGAAAAUCUAAGACAGACUUUAGAUCUGAAGGAAAAUCUCUGGUAAGCUAUAGCCAUGAGUGAGAAGGAGGGGAAUGAUUUCUUCCUCAGUGAGAAUGUGGAAGACUGUUAGAACCAGUUAAAAACCACAGUUUGGAUUUGGUGAGGCCUUAGGUUUCCGUGAAUACCUUUUGAAAGCCUUGGGUCGCAGUAAGAACGCCAAAAGCUCUUCUAUCCCGGGGAGGUAUUGCAGAAGACGUUAAAUGCUGUGUGAUCCUGGGGACCUUCUUAGACUGACAGAGAAUCUAGGCAAAACCUUAGGUUCAACUUUGCAAUAUUGUAGGACACACAUCGAACCCUGUCAAGGCCUGAGACCUUGUGUUUCUCAGGAAGGCCUAACAUGCCAGUGUAAUCUUGCCAGAAGUUCACGACACACUGAGAGUCUCUAAGAACCUUUCUAUUUCACAAAGAACCUAGGGAAAACAGAGGUCUCAAUAACACUUUGAAGAAGGCCUUAACCAUAUGGAGAUCUUUUGGAAUGUUGUACGUCGCAUUUCGAACAUGAAGAAAGUCUUCAUUCCCAUCCCUACAUUCCAUGAGAAAUUGAGGAAUAUAUUGGCCCACUUGAUACCCCGUAUAGGCUCUAGCAAGAUGCUGUGCAAGGAAUUAGGCCACAGAUACGACUUGGAAAGCCACAGGGGUAACCUGGGAACCCUUGUGGGCCUUGCGCCAUAGGCUUCAUUGCGUCUUUGGAGGGAGGUCUUAAAGCAUACGUAGUGUUCCCAUUUAAAUUAUCCAUCCAGUCCUGCUUUUUGUAUUGUGAUGCUAAUUCUGCCCCCAGACAGCAGACCACCAAGUACCCAGGUGAUCUCAUGGGAACCGUCUUCCUAUAUUAACCUGUCAAUAAAUCUAGGGCAUGUGAUUGGAGACUAGAAGGGAAAGUUGAGACUGGAGGUUUGACAGUGAUAGCAUUAGGAGAGAGAGAAGGGCAAAAGAGCAAGGAGAGUGGCCUGUAGAGGAGGAGCUGAGAUUGACCUGAUUGCAUUGGAUUGUAUGUUCUAUAUAUGGUCUCAUUUGCUUUGGAAAUUAGAGCAACAAAAUGGCUCCAAACCUGGGGAUUAGAACCCAAGCAACUUGAGGGAAAAUUCACUCCUCCCCACUAUAGGCAAGUAGGGCUGGGCUGUAAACUUGCCUCGGGGUGAAAAAUGAUACACCUAGUGGGUCUACAAGUUUCUAUAGAUCUACUGAGAACCUCCCUCCCAUGCCCCAUUCAGACCAUGACAGUAACCCAUCUCUGAGCUCAGAUUUAGCUCCAUUACCAAUGUCACAACAUAGUUGGGGUUCGUUGAGCCUAAAAGGACCAAGGACGCUGGGGUAGGUCUUCCUGUGAAACAUCAGAGCUUAGCAUCAAGAGGUGAAAAAAUGGUAGCCCACUUUGCAAAGGCUUCUCACGGGCACAGGAAGCUGAUCAGGUGUCUCCACCAAAGCAAGCCUUCCUGUGCUCGCUUUCCUUUCUCUCCCAUGUCUCAACAGGACACAGAACAGCCAGACCUGCUGUACAGACGGCUUGCACUGCACACCGCCCCAGAUCGCUGCAUAUGCAGCCAGCAGCUGUUCAAAUAAACAGACAUGGCUCAGAAGGCUUGGGUCCUUCUCCAAUUAGCUCGUGCCUGCAUAUAAAAGAUUUGGAGAGUACUGCGGUGUUCUGAAUGGAAAAGAGAGAGAGUAAGAGAAAGGCACUAGAACUCUGAAUCAGGACUGCUGAAGACUUUGAAAGGGACUAUGUUGGUCUUCCCUACGGAUGGAGGGUUUCCUGCGAUCUUAACCAUUCAACUGCCUCCUUCCCUGAAAGAAUUGAGCCAAGAUUCAGAUAAGAUUCUUCAGGCAGGAUACAGAACAGGCUGACCUGCUGUACAGACGACUUGCACUGCACACAGCCCCAGAUCGCUGCACAUGCAGCCAGCAACAAUGCAAACAAACAGAGAUGGCUCAGAAGGCUUGGGUCCUUCUCCAAUUAGCUCGUGCCUGCAUAUAAAAGAUUUGGAGAGUACUGCGGUGUUCUGAAUGGAACAAGAGAGAGAGUGAGAGAAAGGCACUAGAACUCUGGAUCAGGGCACAGGAAUGACUCCAGGGACCCGAACCAGGAGAGCUGAAUCUUCAUGUUCCCAGGAUCAGCAUGUCUCACCAGCCACUCAGGCAGCUGGCACACUCCUGUAGCAUUCUGUAGAAAAAACACAGAUUCCCUCUUCCCCAUAAAAAUACCUGGACAGGAUCAUGCCAAUAUGUGGAUCUUUCUAUUUCACCUAGGCAGAAGUAUGUCUAGUUGUAGGGUGUCAUAAACACUCAGAGUGUUCCUUGGCAUCCAAAUUUUAAUAUUGAAAUAAAAGGAGCAUUAUUUAACAUACAGGGAUAACUCCCCUUUUUUAUUUAUUAAGAUAUAGUUAAGAUAUUAAGAUAAGUCCUCGAGAAUUAAAUUAAGGACACUGAGCACUUGUAUUUAUAAAUUGACUUGUAUAUGAAAUUAUUGUCUCUAGCAUUAUUGUUUGGAUAUAUAAAGAAUGAGAUUUUUUGACUAAUUGUUCCUAUGUUAGGCCUAUAAUCUGCCUGGUAUCAUUGUCCUGGUAUCAGUAUCCAGUUUGAGUUCUUAAAUGGCCUAUAAAGGAACAGUACUUAGUGCUCUUAACCACUAAACCAUCUCUCCAGCACCUCACCAGCUUUAUUUGCCUAAACAUAAGCAUUAAUUAGCAUAAUUAAUUAAUUAGUAUGCCAAAUCCUGUAAACAAGGUCCAGAUUUAGCCUUAUUUAGAAAUCCCUGAGUUGGCAGGGUGAGGCUGGGCGUUGAGAGUAAGCAAAUGGAGUCUUCCUCUUUUCGUGUGGGUGUGUUAUCAACUCCAUUACCAUUUUCAAAGAGCUGGGUCUAUGGUUUUGUUUAGUUGUCUGAGCCGGAGCUCUGAAAGGACAGUGAAUUGUCAGACAUUUACACUGAAAUCAUCACUCACUGAUUUUAUGUAGAAAACUUGUCUCCAAUAAAGCAUUAACUAAUUGUAAAAUUUAAGGGUUAAAAUAUUUUUAAGACUCUAGCCUACAAUUCUGUAUUAACACAACUGAAGCUUUAUCUCCAAUGAGGAUAACAAACAAAGGCCUAAGUCCUCUGGUAAGGUGAGGUACUUAGCCAAUUAACAUAUCCUUAGAAGCUUAAAAUUAGUUUUAAAUAUUAAAAAUGAAUAUUGAAUCUUUUCUGGAGCAAUAGCUACUCUCUAAAUAUUAAAGCUCAUUUUGAGAGCAAAGGUUUGUAGUAAAAAUUUCCAUAUACACUGAAAGAUUAAAGUUCUAACUUCUUACAUUGAAGAAGCGACAAAAUUACAUAAUAUAAGGCUACUAGCCAUUCUUUUGUAAAAUUUUUAAUGAUAUCACUUCAUGGGCUCUCUAAAAUUAUAAGCAAGCUCACGAAAUGAAAACUCACAAUCGCCAGGACGUAAACAAAUUGUAUAAAAUCAAUCCUCUAAAUCUAUCUUGAAAUGGCAGUUGGAGUAAGCAAACAAGGUGUAAUGCUCUCACAAGUUCUAAAACCUCAUCAAUCCUUUGUAAAUCCUGUAACAAUUUCUAUCUGUUUGAUUUUUUCUUAAUUAUAAAUAAGUUUGAGUUAGUCAAUGUAACACUGGCAAUCCUUAAUCACAAUCCUUAAGUUCUCCUUGUAACACCAGAGCACAACCACAACUUUGGGAAGUCUGAGUAAGUGACUAGGCAGCUUCCUUGGGGCAGUACAAUUAGCAUCAAAAUAUAGGUAACUUCAGGGCAAACCACAACUUUGGAAAGCAAAACUCAACCUCCAACAAACGAUCUAGUCUCCAAAAUCCAGUCUCCAAAACGCCGAGUCUAUCCUUCAUGCUUCAAAGUUUGACUGCCAAUUCCUACAUAUGAACGCACAUUGGUGCGGUCUCUGAUACCUCAACAAAGAGACAUUGCCCUAAAUUCUUUUAGAAGCCUGGUUUCUAGGAUAAGAGUUCCAUAAAAAUAUUAUCUCAAUUUAGACCUGUUUCCCUAGGUUGGCUCAUGCCACAUGUUGUCCAGAAUGACUCUAUCCAAAUUAGCAGUUUUAUGUCAACUUUCUGUUACCGACGUUAUAAUUUUUUAACCAUCUUCAAUAACUUAAAAGCCAAUAAUCUAUGACCAAGGUAUGUAGAGCAUAUUUAUACAUUUAAAACCAGUCAGAAACAAAAUUGAAGUGGCUACACAUGUCUUUAAUAUUUAGACCAAACACCAUUUUUACUUUUCUAGCUGUGAUAUUAAGAGAAGCACCUUGUCACCUGUUAAGUCUAAUAAUAAGUCAGGUAUUUUUCUAAGAGAAACAGCCAUCAGCUCCCGUAGACGCUCUGCCCAUAGAAGCUGAGGGGCUGUUGGCACCUUUAAGAUCAGCUCCUGUAGACGCUCUGCCCCCGGGCAGCUCUCCAGCUGACCUAGGCUCCUAGCUACAGAUACAGGGCUCCAAAGGCCGACUGAAACUGUUUUUUAUUCAUUUGUUCGUUUUUUUUGAAACGAAUUAAAACCAAAUCAAGGUGUGAACGACUGGCAGAUAAAGUUUUUACCAUUUUUUUAACAUGAAACAUAAAACAUUUAAACAAUGAGAAACAAAAACCACAGACAUAAACAGACAGCUUGGUGCACCAAGGACAGACAAUAGACAUAGAGGGGAAAAUCUAGAUGGUGUCCCACCGAAGGGACCCAGAUAUCCUACCUAUGGAACCCAGAACCAGAAAUAAGCAUUUCUCCAAUAGGAGCCAGCAGAGAGGCAGGAUGUCUCCUGCCUUUCUUCUGUUCCCAGGAGAGCUCUGAAAGUUUUUCUCUUUCUCCAAAGCAUCCACGGAGAGUCCGGGAGGACUGUUUUUCCCAAACCCAUUCUCUCUCAUGUCUAGGGUGUAAACUAUCUCUAAUCAGGGUCCAAAGACUAAAACAUAACUCUAAAAGAACGCAUACACAAAAACACUUUACCAUUACCUUGUCCCUUUUUUAUUACAAGUUUUACUCAAGCUAGCCCAUCUUACCCCACUACGUCCCUGUUUCCGCGCUGGCUUCCUCACCUUGAAACUCCUCUUAUGCUGACUUGGCCUGAGCUGUGCUGUUGCCCACGCACAGCCUGCAGCUUGCUUGCUAGCAGGCCUGCACUCUUGUCACCCUCAGCCCCACACUGCUUUCAUCAAUAAAACAAAAGAACUUGAUUAAAUCCUUUUUCUUAACUCUUAAUCGUCUCUCCCUGAGUGAGCACUUGAUCUCUCCUAUGAAACAAGCCUCCUUAGACAAUACCUUCCCCAUGACAAUUGGACGACAAUUAUUCAACUGGUCCUUACCUCCCUCUCCACCGACGCACGAGCAAUAUGGCCUGAAGAGUCCUCAAUUCCCGCUGCAGCUCUCUUGUCUCCGUCGUCCUGUAGUUGGCCGUGCUUCGGAGUCCCUGUUCAGGCGCCUUACCCCCACCAGCGGGGACCCAGUUAUUCAGGGUCCCGAAGAGGCUUUCUACCUGUGGGCCAAAUGGGGGUGAAGAGCAAAAGGAGACCAAGCAAAAGUUCUGUUGUCAAGGUCUCGUUUAUUGGGGUGAACGUUACAGCUUUUAAGGCUUUCAGGUAGGGGGAAUGUCCCUUGUGAAACAUGAAGGAUGGAGGGAUGAGGGUAUAGACAGUGAUAGCAGGAGGCAAAGAGGUCAGGUGGUGGAGACACCAGGUGUUGACUCAGGAGAUAACUGGUAUCUGCUCGAGCUGAGGCAUCCCGUGAAUGUUAUCUUCCUGUGCCGUAAAUUCAUGGGAGAGGCUUUUGUCCAACAAUCUCAAGACUUUAUGGCAGUCAUCUUAGGGGUGAAUAUCUGUGGCCAAACAGCCCAGAGUCACCUAGUCACUUUGAGCCAUGCAGUCAAAAAGUGGCCAGGCCCAAAUCCAAUAUGGCUCCCUACAUAUAUAUAUGUGUGUGUGUAUGUAUUCUGUACCAAUGCAAGAAAUUAAAGCUUCAAUUUUGCAUCACAUAUAAAGGUUUCUACCAAUAUAAGAUUAUGGCUAUACAACACUUUGUUUAAGAGUAAACUUAAUAUCCUAUCUCUAUUUGUCUAUUUUUGUACUAUUACUAUAUCCUCCCUUUUCCUUUCUACCCCAUCUCCUUUACAUAAGAAUGAAGGAUAGAGGAGAGGAAAGGUAAGGUUGAAAUCACUGAGUCUAGGCUCUCUAGUUUUCUCCCUGCCCAAAGUUAAAAGCAUUUGCCAAUUAUUUCUUAAAAUGACAAAGUAUCUCUAAUUCAUAAAAUAGUUAGAACCAUCUACCCCAACCUACCGAAGUUGGAUAACAACCUCCUAUUGCUUGCUUCUAGCUGAAUUAGGGUGAAGAGUUCCUUUCUAGGGCCCAAAGGGAAAUGGGAAAAUUGGUUUUGUCAGAGGUGGGCUAACUGGCAUCAUUUGCCUUCCAGUCUCUACGUGCUGAGAAGGUUCACGGCUUAGCUGAAGUCCUGACUAUAACAGUCUGGCAGGCUGGAUGGCUGAGCUAGCUGUUCUGGAACUGUCCUGGAAGCAAGGCUUUAGAGGAAACAGCUUCGAUGUAGUGGAGGUAAAAUCAAGCUAGGACCUAGAAUAGAAGGUCCCAGAAUCUCAGCAUCUCAGAAUAUGAGUUUUGUCAGGACUGUCUUUCUCUUCUUCCAUUCUGCAAUAUACAAACCUUACAAGCAACAAACAGCUCUGUAAAGACAUUCAUAUAGAACAUGUAGAGUCCACAGAUUAAGGAAGAUCAAUAAAGACAGACAACUGCAUUUCAAUAGAGGUUAGUUUGAUCACAUAAUCAAACUAACUGUUCAUUCAUACCAUUUACAGGAUGAUAUGUAACAAGUCAUGAGAAUUUUGAACCCAAUAAGUGUUAUUGGCAGUAGAUAGACAUUUAAGCCUCAUCUGGUCCCAUCUGUCUCUGUGUACAGAUAUAUAUACAUCACCUAUCUUGUUGAUCUUGUCAGUCUUCCUCUUGGCUGUAAGCCAAGGUUUUCAAGGGGGUCUCCCUUUGUCAAGUCUGAUCGUUAUCAACUUAGAAGGAACUCAAAGCUUUUCUUUUCCUGUGGAAAUACAGACAUAAUCUCUCUCCAGCAUAACCAUUUCCUGCUUUCCAUUCUGAUUUUAGAACUUCCUUAAAAUAAACAGGCUGGUCAGUUCAGUCCUUUCCACAAUCCAAUGUCUUACAGCAGCUGUUUUUGUCCAUUAGCAUUUUAAAAAUGUAAAGUUAGUAAAGUGCUAUGUCUUUAUCUCCUGAAUAUGUGACUAUAGUGUGAUGCACAUAUUUAACUUUACCAAACUCUGUAAAAUGGAACACAAUCCAUUUGCCAAAUUUCAUUUCUUUGCGUACUUUUAGGGUUACUGCCUGUAGUUAAUGGAGUUUGGUUAUAUUAUGAGCAAGUAGGCCAUUGCCUCAAAUUCUGUGCAUAGAGAUUCUUUAAACCUUUGCUGUUUGAGAUGGUGUUCUUUAUGGAAUGCUGAAGCCUCUGGUUGAUAGAAGAUAGCCACUUCCUGUCAAUGGCUGGUUAGUUUCAGGAUUGCCUUGUGCCCGAGAGCCUGGCAGACCUGUAAGGGAUCUUAUGUGUGUGAAGACAGCAGGUGACUCCUAUUCCUGAUUGAUUGUUGUAGCUGAAUUAUCCUGAGUAAGUUCAGCAGUCUCUGCGUAUAUUACAGAAAGGGUUUUCUGCAAAUUGAGAAUCAGCUACUAUAUCAAGAGAAUCUGGAAAAUCUGAUAACUCCAUAAGUAUUGCAUAUAAUUUUAAUAUUUGAACUGACUUACAGGGACUCUCAGCCACCUUACAUCUUCUGAUUUAUAUCCUGCCUUUCCUGAUUUACUGGCAUCAGUGUAAUAUUUAGUGGCUUCAGGAAUUGGAGUUCUUUUUACUAUACUAGGGAGACUCCAAUUAGUUCUUUUUAUAAACUAAAGUUACUUGCUUUUAGGGUAUUUGGUGUCAAUCUCUCCCCAAAAGUUACUUCAUGCUCUUUGCAAACGUUCAUCUUGUGUCCACAAUGAGUCAAUAUCUGCCUUAGUAAAAGGUACCACAAUCUAAGCUGAAUCCAUUCCAGAUAAUUAAUGGAAGUCUCAUUUUCCCUUUUAGUAUCAAAUCAGAAACCUUUUCUAUGUAGGUUUUUAAUUUCUUACUCUGUUUAUGUGCUAAAAUUUUCCAUUCUGAGAUAUAAUCCUCCCUCUGCGAGAGAAUUCCUGUAGGGGAAUGGGUAGAAGGAAAGAUGACUAAGAUGCAGGCCAUCUUUAGAUAAAUACAAUGUAGUUGUGUAUCCUGCAACUUCCUUUCUACCAGAGCUAACUCUUUCUCAGCCUCCACUGAUAAUUUCCUCAGGCUAUUUAAAUCUUUAUCACCUUGUAAGGUUUGAAAUAAAUCACUCAGCUCUUGAGUUGCCAAUCCAAUUGCAGGCCAUAGCCUGCUUAUAUCUCCUAGUAGCUUCUGGAAAUCAUUAAGAGUCCUUAAUUGUUUUCUUCUGUUUUACACCCUUUGUGGCCUAAACUUUUGUAGACUUAUUCUAGAUAAUUAAUUAAUAGAAUCCCCUCUUUGUAUUUUUCAGGGACGAUUUACAGUUCCCAGCAAAGCAAGGUUUUUUUUUUUUCUUUACUUCAUCAUUCUUUCCAGGAUAUUUAUGUCUGAAUCAGCCAAUAGGAUAUCAUCCAUCUAAUAAUAAAUAAUGGAUCGAGGAAAUUGUUUGCCAGUCGUCUCCAGUGGCUAUUGUAUAAAACAUUGAGACAAGGCAAGGCCAUUUCCCUGGGGCAGGACUUUCCAAUGAUAUCUUUUUAUUGGACAAAUUCUAUUAAAGGUAGGUACUGAGGAAACAAACCUUUCCUUAUUAUGUUCAUCUAGAGGAAUUGUGAAAAAAAGUCUUUUAGAUCAAUCACUAUGAUAGGCCAUUCCUUAGACAACAAGGAAGGUGAUGGGAACCCAUUGGCUGAAUAAUCUUAACUGUUCUGAGAUCUGUCAACAUCCUCCAUUUUGCCAGACUUUUUUUAAUGACAAAUAAGGGCUGGUGGACUGCUCUUUAUGCUGCUUCUGGACUAGCUGUUCUAGUGCCUGUAGUUUUUCUUUUGUCAUAGACCGUUCAUCAAUCCAAAUAGGUUGGUCAGUCAACCACCUUAGUGGUGAGGCUGUUGGUGUUUUAAAAGCAGUGGAUCUUUGAAGUAAAGCUGAAUUGUCAGCCCCUGCUGGGCCUUAUUUUUGGACAGUCCGAAACUGUCUUUAAUAACAUUCCUUAGCUAAUUUGAUUUUUUUUUUAUUAGAAAUCUGACUGGUUUUGCGUCUAGCCUCUAAAACUGAAGGGAUAUUGACUAGUGUUUUCCACUGUUGUAACAGUUCUCUUCCCCAUAAGUUUAUGGCUAUAUCAGGCUAUAUUGAGGCUAUGUAUGGCCUUAACUUUCCUAUCUGACCCUCAGGCCCUGUACAUUCAAGCCAUCUGGUAUUUUGCUUUAUUUGGGACAAAGUACCAACUCCUUGAAAUUGGAUGCAUACUUCUUCUUGAAGUGGCCAAUCUGCAGACCAAUGUUUUGGAGAGAUAAUGGUGCAUCUGCCCCGUGUUGACCAUUCCUUCAAUUUCAGCUUCGUUUACUAAUAUUCCAAGCUUGGGCCUUUGAUCCUCUAUAGAAGUUUGCCAAAAUAUUCAUUUUGGGACCCCUUAUAGGUUUUCUAAAUUGUUUGUAGAAUUUGCCUCAGCCUUGUUAUCUGGUCUCAAAACUUCUGUUUUCAGAGUAGUGGUGUUUAAUUGUCUUGAGGAAAAGAACUCUCUCAGUCUGGCAUUGGGGUCUGCAAGAGGACCCUCUGGGAGUCUUUUGGUAAGAUGUUGUCUCAUUUGUCUGUCAUUGCUCCACAUUCCCUAGUCCAGUGUUGCCCUUUGCCACAUCUUUUGCAUAUUCCAGAAAGCAUAGACUCACUUUUGGGAUUAAUUUGAUUUUCUCUGCAGUUUAUUCUGAAAUGACCCUGUUCACCACAAUUAAGACAUUAGAAAUUUUGGGUCAUCUCAAGGCCUCUAGUGGCAGUUUCUCCUACUAACGUUAUAUCAGGCAAAUGAGGUCUAAGAUCAGCUGUAAUGUAAUCCACUCAUCAACCGAUGCCUUCUGAGGUCUGAUCACUUGCAUUCAGCAUUUGCAUUUUCAAAAGCUAAGGACUCGAUUAGUGCCUUUCUUGCUAAUAGAUCCUAUAUCUUCCCUUCCACAGCAGAAGUUAACGUUUGCAAAAAGUCAGAGAAGUUAGACCUUGCAUAACUUGGAAAAAAUGGUUCAAGUCUUUUUCCUGUCUCUGUGACUUUGUCCCAGAAGUGUAAGGCUGCCAAGUGACACAAGGUCAAGUUUCUUCCAUCAUAGACACCCUGCACUUCUACCAGGCAGCUGACCUUUAGAAACACCUACCCCGUCUCUUUCCUCCACCAUGGGAACCCUCAUGAAUGUGACCCAGGUUCUACUACUGCUUUGCCACCAUAGUCUUCCAGGCUUGGAUCAUUCUACUUUUAAUAGCCCAAGAAGUCAGGACUGGUUUUACAAACAGCAAAUGUAUCCCAAAAUUAGUGACACUUCCCUUAAAUGUCCUCAGUUCUAGCACAUCCAUGAGUUGCCAUUCAAGUUCCUGAUAACCCUGUGGAUGAUCAUCUGGGGGUCUUUGUUGUACACUAACCGGAUAAACUAAAGUUUGUUUUCUAACGACCUUGGUUGACUUUCUCUAAUUUUAUCUUUUAUCUAUACCUGAAUAUUUUCCCUAACCGAUCUUUUAAGUUCCUCCCUUAAGGUCUGUGCUCUUGCUUCAUAGCUCUGCUUUGGUUGUUCAUCCUGUUCUAUAAGUUCCUCCAUUCCCUGUUCAAGGUUCUGUUUCCACAUCUUAAUUUUUUUCUCUAUAUCACAAUUAUUUUGAUUGAUUAAUUUCAAAAGGUUCUCCUCCAAGCCUUGCUUCCAAUCCUCAUUAUUUCCCUCUGCCACUCAGUCUGAUGGGCGAGCUGUUGCAUCGUUUGUUCUAGUGUCUCUUCCAGCUCCUGUCUCCAACCUUCAUUUUCUUCUCUCUGUCACCUAUUGUGACCUAUCAAUUCCUGUGGCUUUAGUUCUAGUGUCUCCUCUCAGCCAUGUCGCCCAGUCUUAAAUUUCUUCUGUUGUUCAUGCUGCUCUGUAAAUUCCUGUAUCUUCUGUUCUAGGCCCUGCUUCUGUAAUUUCAAUUUCUCAUUAUGUUGUAAUUCUAUUAUUGUAUAAUCUACCUUCUAGCUUAGGAAAUUAUCCUCUCUACUCUGCUUUCAAAUUUUAUCUCUAUCUCUUUGCCAUUCAGUCAGAUCUAUGAAUUUCUAGCAUCUUUUCCAGUUCCUGUCUCCAACCUUCAUUUUCUUUUCUCUGUCACCUAUUUUGACCUAUACAUUCCUGUCCCUUUAGUUGAAGUGUUUCCUCUAAUCCCUUUUCUAAGGCUCAUAAUGUUUAUCUAGGGCCCUGUCUUUUGAGAAGACAUGAUAAAUAAGAUAGUAAACAUUGUAAUGCUAACUGGCAAUGUGUCCAUUUCCUUUUAAUCCAUACAUGUCAAACCAUGCAAAAUAUCAUCCUACAAAACCCAAAAUUGUAUUUUUAAGCUUUAAGUAUUUUAAAAUUGUAUGUAAAUCAAUGUAUAUAUAAUACUUAUUACCUGAUCCAGACCUUCUUGUACCUCUUUCUCCCUCUGCUGUUCAAAUUGGGACACUGCAGUUCACUUCUGGGCUGUCCUGCCUUUGUUUGAAUCAUGGCUGCUGAUCUGAGAGCAGAUCUGACUGUCCUGAGCCUAUUUAGACCUGGUGAAGAGAGGGAACCAGGAAGCAAGCACAAGAAGGUUCUCUGGGCCAGAGAUGCGUAGAUCAACAUGCUGUGCCUGUGAGAAGGCUACCUCACAGGCAGUCUCACCCAGGGUCUCUGAGCCCUCCCUAGGCUCAGGGAACCCAAACCAUGUUGCAACACCAGUGCUACCCAAGUCCCACCUAGGGCUGGGGUGUUGCCCCUGGCUGCCAUGGGGCUCUGGGAGGGAGCCUCUCAGAAGCUCUCUGUAGACCCCCUUAGACUCACUCAGCGUUUCAUCCACACACUGCUGCAGCCCUAGAUCACAGCCUAGCAUUUCACACUGCACAAAGGGAACUUUUUUCUCAGGUUAGUUGGGUUCUAAACCUAUCAUCUAUCUAUUUGUGGUAGUAAUUUCCAAUCCCAUAAGCCUUUAUAAAAAAUGCACAAUCCAUAUAUUAUAUUCAUCAACUAUAUGCCUAGAUUGGGCAGAUCUAAAACUAUACUAACUUGAUUCCUCUGCUACUUGCAGUUUCUCCUGGCCAUGUGUUCUAUAGUUUCAUGAAGUCUCAUUUAUUAAUUGUCGAUCUUAGAGCCUGAGCCAUUGGUGUUCUGUUCAGGAACUUGUCUCCUGUACAAAUGCGUGGGUAUUUCCCACUUUCUCUUCUUUGAAAUUCAGUGUAUUCAGUUCUGUGUUGAGGUCUUUGAUCCACCUGGACUUGAGUUUUGUGCGGGGUGAUGAAUAUGGUCUAUUUUCACUCUUCUACAUGUAGGCAUCCAGUUAGUCCAGCACCAUUUGUUGAAGAUGCUUUCAUUCUUUGUAAAAUUGUUUUAUUUACAUUUCAAAUGUUGCCUCCCUUUCUUGUCCCCCCUCAAGACUUCUUUACUCCAUUCCCCCUCCCCUUUGCCUCUGAGAGGGUGCUCACCACCUCACCACCACACCCUUUUUCAGGGGCAUCAAGUUUCUACAGGAUUAGGUGCAUCCUCUCCCACUGAGGCCAGACAAGGCAAUCUUGUGCUACAUGUGUGCCUAGGGCCAUGGACCAGCCCCUGCUUGUUCUUUAUGGUAGCUUAGUCUCUGGGAGUUCCCAGGGGUCCAGGUUAGUUGAGCAUUGGUCUUCAUAUGGUGUCAAUAUCAACCAUCAGCUCCUUCAGUCCUUGCCCUAAAUGUUCCAUAGGGGUCCCAGACCUCAGUCCAAUGGUUGACUGUAAGUAUCUGCAUCUGUCUCAGUUAGCUGCUGGUAGAACCUCUCAGAGGACAGUCAUGCAGGAGUGCAACUGACUGCGAGGUAGUUUUCAGGCAGACACAGUGAGCCAUCUAUGCCUGAGGGAACCUUUCCGUGCUUGCUCCCCCAUACGCCCAAAGUCUACCCAGGACAUCUGACAGCCAGGCCUGCUCUCCCUACUGCUUGUGCUGCAGGCUGCCUGAGGUCAGCGCACAGGCUGCCUGCUGAAACCCAAAGAUAGAGAGCCAGCUCAGAAGUACAGAAGCUGCGAUCUUUCUACAGUCAGCCACUCCCUGUGAAUAAAAGAAUCUAAGAGGACUGCAGUGUCCUGAAUUGAACAGCAGAGGGAGACAAAUGUACAAAAGGCUCUGGAUCAGAUAAUAAGGAUUAUACAUUGAUAAUAUAUACAUACACCUACCUAAAGAAUCACAAUAAAUAACACCUUUUGGGCUUUAUGGGAUGAUAUUUUGAACAGUUCAACAGGGAUGGAUUUAAAGGAAAUAGAUACCUUGUCGUUUAACACAACUGCAAUAUUUAUUCUCUUGAUUUGCUAUGUCUUCUCAAAAGACAGGGCCCUGGAUAAAACAUUAUGUGCCUUAGAAAAGGGAUUAGAGCAACCACUAGAGAAGUUCAUAGAUGAGACUGAGCAACAGAGAGAUAAACUUAAGACUUGGCAACACAGCCUGGAGGAAACUCUAGAACUGAAGGCACAGGAAAUUGCAGGUCAUAAUAAGCAAGAGGUUGGAGACAGGAGCUGGAAAAGAUACUAGGAAAAAAGAUAAAGAAUUUCAUAGAUCAGAUUGAACAACAAGGGGAUAGAGAUAAAAUUUGGAAGCAGAGUCUAGGGGUUGGGGAUUUGGCUCAGUGGUAGAGCGCUUGCCUAGCAAGCACAAGGCCCUGGGUUCAGUCCCCAGCUCCGAAAAAAAAAAAAAAAAAAAAGAAAGAAAAGAAAAGGAAGCAGAGUCUAGAGAAUAAUUUACUAAAGCUAGUAAAUCAAAAUAAGGUAGAGGCUGCAACAUCAGAAUGACAACAUAAGUUUUAAAAUGUGGAAGAAGAGCUGUGAGCAGAGAGCAAAGGAACUCAGGGAACAGGAAGAAGGGACAAGAGGAGAGAUAUGAGGCAUGGGCACAGACCUUAAGGGAGGAAUUUAAAAUUUCAAUUAAGGAAAAUACUCAGGUAGACACAGAAGAUAAAUUAGAGAAAGCCAACCAAGGUUGUUAGAAAACAAACUUUAGUUUAUCUGGUUAUCGUACAACAAAAUCCCCAGAUGAUCAUCCACAGGGUUAUCAGGAACUCGAAUGGCAAUCUGUGGAUGUGGUAGAACUGAGGAAAUUUAAGGAAAGAGUCACUAAUUUUGGGAUGCAUUCACCAUUUGUAAAACAAAUCCUGACUUCUUGGGCUAUUAAAAACAGAAUGAUCCAAGCCUGGAAGGCUAUGGCAAGAGCAGUAGUAGAACCUGGGUCACAUUUACAAUGGUUCCCAUGGUAGAGAGAAGAGGGGAAGGAGACACCACAACAAAAUAGGGCCAGGAGCAGACGCAGCAAACAUUAAGCUCCUCAGAAGGGAGAGGUUAGGGACACUGAAUGGGUAAAUGUUUCAGGGAAGAUCUGAGAAAGUCUUACCAGGACAAUUCGUCAGGGUCUUUGAACAUGGCCUACUCAUGGGAGUUAUGGGAUUUCUUUACCUGGUAUGACAAAUAGAGCCUGGAAAUAGACUUAUACGCAAGUAGACUGAUAUUAAACAAUCAUUUAGGCCUUGAUCUCGUGAAGGUUGGGGCAGAAGACAGCAGAAAUGCUGUCUCAGCAGUUAACAUUUGUUCAGACUGCUUUAUUUGCUUUGGGUUGUUUUUUUUUUUUUUAUCAAAUGAGUGUGGUUCUGAGUCUAGUAUUGUACAAUUCCUCUGGGAGAGCGAUCAAGUUAAACAUUUAAUGAUUUCCAGUUACUGGCCCAAGGACUUGUUUUAUUUUCUCUUGUUUUGUUUUUCUUUUCUUUUCUUUUGUUUGGAAGGAAGCCUCUACGUUUUGACAGGAAAGGCGAAUAGGCUCUGACCCCUUCUAGAGUGAUAUGGAUCAGAAAAUGCAAGGGGAGACCCCCCUGAAGAACUAGAAAAUUUAAGAGAAUCAAACAGGACAGUUAAAGAUUCUUUGCGCCAUCCUCACAUGGCAUGAAUGAAGACUCACUACAAUUGGUUAUUAAUAAAAUUAAGUCAUAAAAAAGACAGCUGUCUUUCUCCUGCUCAAACAAGGAGAAUUUCAUCUUGCACAAUCCAUACAAAUAUCUUAGUGAUGCUAAAAAUUUGGUUGUGAGAUUCAUAUAUUACAGAAUGUACAGCUUUGGUGAGAUUCAUCCUCAGAGAUGCAGAACUGACCUGCCUGGCCCCCUGAUUCAGUUGCUGUUCAAAACAGCUUCAGGGACUGCCAUGGGUUCCAGGCCACCUUGCCUCAUCCAACCUUUCAGACAAUCCAGUCAGAACUUCAGUCAAGUUCUGAACCUUCCAGAUAUGCAAAGACUGGAUAACAGAUGCUAAAGCUAGCUUUCUCAAAUUUAACCAAAUUUUCUAAUUUUCUUACCCUUCCUCACCCCUUUAAAGAAUUUUUUGUCACUUCUAUUCAGCAGGAAGAAGUUAUAGAGCAUCAUCAACCCAAGUCCCUUAGAUUGGGGUGGAUGGUUCUGGUUAUUUUAUGAAUUAUAGCUAUGUUGUCAUUUUAAGGUAUACUUUACAAAUGUUAUAGCUUUGGACAGGGAGGAAACUAGAGAGCUUAAACUCAGGGAUUUCUACCUUCUUCUUCUCUGUCCUUCCUUCUUAGGUAAAGAAAAGAGGGGAUGAAAAAGAAAAGAGGGUAUAUAGUAAUAUAAAAAUUAGAGGAAUAACAAAACAUUGUAUAGCCAUAUCUUACAUUGGCAGAAAUCUUUAUAAUUAAGCAAAUUGAAGUUAUAAGUUUACAUUGGUACAGAAUUUAUAGACUGAUGCAGGUUUAAGGUUUUUGUUGGUGUGAAUUUCUUGAUACAAGAUUUGAAAUUAAUACUGUUACUCUUUGAUAGGCAUUGUACCUAUGCAACUCAUCUAAGAAUACAAGGCUUAGACCCAGUCCUUCUAAUACCUGCCAUUACAAACUGUUUAGGAUGAAUAAGUAACAGAAGUUAAGGGCCAGAUAGUAAACUCAUGGUUAUAUUAGAUUCUAAUUUAAUUAUAAUAAAUGUUUUUAAUUUACUCAAAUAGAAAUGACUAAGAAUAAUUAAGGUCUAAGAGUUCAGAUAUACUUCGUAUAAAUAGUCUUCAAAGGUGUCAGAAGUCCACAGAAAACAACAUUUAAGGCCAUUUCAUUUUUAAAGAUCAUUUCACUAGAGACAUACCCUGAUAGCACCCCUUCUUGGUUCAAAGAAGAAAUUGAGCAUCAGUGGAGUUGUUCCAGUUGUGGCGAGAUAGCCACUAGGCAAGAAUUGCCUCAACUCAUCUAUAGACAAAAAUACUGUCCAGGAAAAAGGCACAGUAUGCAAAAUAGUCGACUGAUAGCUCUGCCAAUACAGGGUAAGCAGUCCUUCCUAAUUCUGCUUUACAAAGGUCAUCAGAUGAUCCUGGCCAGAGGGCUGAAGGCUGAUGCUCCAACGUUUUAAGGAAUGAGGGACUGUCCAGGUAGUCAACAUCUCUACAAAUUGGUUAAGUCUUGGAAGCUAUGUUUUGUGCUUCCUAUAUUUUCAAGUAAUAUUUAAAUUGUUCUCAGAUUUCUGACAGAGGUGAAGACUGGUCAUAGUCUCAUAGACAACUCAAGCUAUUUAGCAUUGAGAAAAAUGAUAUAGAUUUGAGAGGAUGAUUUUCAGAUGAUAAUACAAGCUGAAACUAGGACAUAAUUCAUGUAUAGAAUUGCAAGCUUUUUAAGCUAGGAUGAUAGAGUGCUUUAUCUAAAUUGACAAAUAUGAUGGACUGAGUGUUCCUAUACUUUAUAAUUUACUAAUUGUAAAUUAUAAGUUGUGCUCAAUUUAUAUCUUCAAAAAAGGAACCUUUUAACUGGACAGAAAGAGAGAAAUGUUGUGGGUUACCCUGGUGCUGUUUGUAUUCUGAUGUUAAUUCUGCUUCCUCAAGAGGACCUGCCCUGACAAGGAGUGGAUACCAUACUCAGGUCAUUUCAUGUGAACCUUUUCCCCAUUUAAACUGGUCAAGUAAAGGCUAGACCCGUGAUUGGGCAGUGGAAGGAAAAAGAUGGAGCUGGAGGUUUUAGAGAGGUGUCGGGGGAGAAGGGAAGGAGAGAGAAAGAGGAGGUAGAAGGAAGAUGGAACAAAACCACAUGGCCCCGAGAAGCCUCAAGUAGCAAGGGAUCUCAUAGCUGAGGAAUAGAGUAGUAUAGUGGUAAAUCUGCCCAAUCUAAGGGCACUGGGUUGUGUGUUUUUACACGGGUUUUUGGAGUUGAAGAUUUACUGCAGUGCCCAUCCCAUGGGCAAGCAUCAAUCCCUAACACUAUUAAUGAUACUCUGUUUUGCUUGUAGACAGAGAAUGUUGUCCUCUUUGAGAAACCCCCCCUUCACCCCUAGCAGCUGACUCAGACAGAUACAGUGGAUGAAGCUUUGGAACUCUUAUGGAAGAAUAGGAGGAAGGAUUUCGAGCUCCAAAGGGGAUAGGAGUUCCACAGGAAGGCCGACAGAGUCAACAAACUUGGAUCCUUGGUGCUUUCAGAGUCUGAAGCACCAUCCAAAGAGCACACCCAAGCUGCACUUAGGCCUCCCCACUCACAUGUAGCAAUCAUGCAGCUUGAUCAUCAUGUGGGUUCUGAACAACAGGAACAGGGGCUAUUUUAAAAGCUGUUGCCUGGAAAGGAUUGAAGGAGUUGAAGGGGAUGGCAUAAGAACAACAACAGUAUCAACUAACCUGGAUCCCUGGGCGCUCCCAGAAACUGAACUAACAAUCAAAGAUAUACACUGGUUAAUAAGGCUAUCAGCAUAUAUGUAACAGAGGACCACCUUGUCUGGCCUCAAUGGGAAAGUAUGCACAAUCUGGCCUCAGUGGGAGAUAAUCUUCUUGUGCACUCUGUACAGAUUGUCUCUAUUGUUUCAAGUGUUGAUUUCUGGACCAGCAGAAUGCUUUCUGAACUGUUAUUUUUAUGAAGCAUCACCUAUCUCGUUGUUUUCUAAACAUUCUUCUGCAGCACAUUCUGACUUGUUUAAUAAAGAGCUGAUGGCCUAUAUCAGAGCAGGAGAGAGAAAAUGGAACAUCAGAAAAGAGAGAGGAACUCUAGGAAGGAGUCAGGUGGAGGGAUUCACCAGUCAAACACAGAGGAAGGAGCAGGUGCCAGAACUGAAGGGGAGAGAACGUGAUACAUGGCAGAACUUAGAUUAGAAAAUUAAUUAAAAGAAGGUUAAUUAAAUUAUACAAGCCAGUUAGGAACAAGCCUAAGCUAAGGCCUGAGAUUAAUAAGUCUGUCAUUAUUGGAAGAGGUCAGGUUGAGACAGUCUGGUGGUACUCUUGAGCUGAAGGGCUUCGCUUAGAGGAAAUCAGCAAGCAGUUUUUCUUUUUUUAUGGAGACUUCCUUUUUGGCAAAUCAUAGAAGCCUUGUUAGAGUUAGCAUUUUGUGACCAUUUCCUGCCUGGUUUCUCGACUCUGGCUGCACAGUACUCCAUCUAAUGAAUGGGGAGAACCUGAUGUGGUUUGUAUAUCCCUGUUCAGGCCAGAGACAUCCCAUUGCCCUCUCGUUCUUUCUGGUUAGAUAGUACAAACUUGGAGUCAUGUAGAUGCCCUGGUAAGACCAGGGGGAGCUUAGUUCAAUAGAGUUCCAAAGGCUAGGAACUGUAAGGUAUUCUGUGAGAUUAGGGGCAAAAGCUAAAGAUUUGGAUAGACCCAGCAUGAGAUUUGGGAACUGGGGAAGACUCAGAGCCACCCAGCCUUUGAUGGGUGCCUAGCAUCUGGAUGGUACAAGAAAGAAUUGUUAAAUGUCAUUGUCCGUGUACUCUAUUGUCAUUGGCUCUGUUUUCUGUUGUUGCUUGGGCCUUAUGUCUUGUGUGUCUGGUCUAUCUUCAUGUUUCUGACUUGAGAUGGUAUGGAAACCUUGCACCCAUAAGCCAGGCACCAAUGAUUCCACCCCACCUCCUACCCUGGGUCUAGUUGGAAUGAGGUCGGAUCAUGCUAUCUGCAAGCUGCUUUUGGAAAAGUCACUCCCAAUAUGGAGUUUUGAGGGAGUAGGAUUUGCUUGGAACCUGUAGGCUUAGAUUUUUUUUUUCAAAACCUACUUUAAUUAGGGUUCUUUAACCCUUCAAUAUCGGGUUGGGGAUUUAGCUCAGUGGUAGAGCGCUUGCCUAGCAAGCACAAGGUCCUGGGUUCAGUCCUCAGCUCCAGAAAAAAAAAAAGUCACAAACCCUUCAAUAUCCCUUCUAGCGGACCUACCAGAGGUAGGGGGAAAGAAAGGUUAAUAGGAAACAGAGGUCGUAGACCUGUUUAGAAGUAACCCUUUGGGGGAUAUCCCAGUCUUUGUUGUCAGGAUAUAAGCAGCCCAGUCCAAAACAUCAAACGUCAGUCGGUAGUGGCAAUGCAGUCUAAUUGGCAAACACCAAACAUGAAUCAGUAGCAGCAGCUCAAUCCAGCCGAAAUAGCAUGAAAAGUUUUUGGCAAGUUUCUAUGAAGUCACAAGCAAAGGUCCUUGACUUGGUACAAAGCAAACCAAUACAAGAGCCUGGUCUCUCUGUUAUAUUUGUAUUCUUUCUAAUCAUCACGUGUCCUUUCAUGUGUCUGCCUCAACAACACAUUCCUUCACCUAUCUACUUCAGCAAAACAGCCUCUCACCUGUCUGCUUCAGCAAAACAUCACAUGACAUAACUGAGUCUCCAAAGAAACCAGGAACUUCCACUUUAGGGACCAGUGGUUAUUGUUUAAAAACCCAGAGUCCCAUGAGGAAAACAGCGGCCAAUCCUAUUACAGCACCACUGUCCCUGAGAAAAUGGGAUUCAGCAGCUGUGAGGAGCGCCUACGCUGAAAUUCCAGCACUGGAGGAGGACUACUUAACAAACAAACUGCAACCAAUGGCAUCAACCACCAAUCUACCAACCUGUGCCUCCUGCAUCAAGGCCAUAACAUUUAUAUAUCUAUAAAUAAAACUAUUAUUCAUCUGAUGUAAUUGUCUUCUCAGAGGUUUACACCAAAUUUGAAGAACGUAUUCUACCUCUUUGGGUGGUCCCAGGAAAUUGUUGCUUUCUGUCUCAUGUCUCCUGUCCUCUGCAACAUUUUUGUCAGAUAACCUCUGCGUUCUGCAAUGUGGGUUGGUUUUCAUUUUUCUCCAAUCAUGUUAGGUUUUCCCUCCAACCACAAUGAGUGCCAGAAGCAAAAGUAUCUUUUAUUCACAUGAUAUAAUUGUCAUCUUCAAGGCUUACUGCUUCCACCUGCUAAUCUAGGCCUAGUCCUGGAGGUUUCUAGUCUCCAUACAAUCUAAUCUAGGCCUAGAAUGUUUUCAGCCUUGAGACUUGUUGCUGAGUAAACUUACUCCUUCUAGCUCUUUCUGAACUCUGGCUGACUAUUCAACUUAGUUGUUCUGGCCCAAACUCCUCUCUAAGCUCUCUAUUUGGCUUCUCUCUACUUCUUGUAUAUUACUCUGUUUGUUCUCAUACUAACUUUAUAAUCUGUUCUAAUCUUCUGGUUCCUUCUCAUUCCUUAACCCAUUUGUCUUCACCUGUUUUUAGCUUUUUCACGUUCUGCAACCUUACAACUGUUCUUACAACUUGACUCUUACACUUUGUCUCUUACAAACACCCUGAUAAAACUGCCCUCUCCCUUUCUGCACUGAGAUCUUUUCUCUUUGUUCUUGUGAGAACUGAGCAUCUAUUCUGUCAAAUCUUUCUUUGACUCAUUACUUUGUCUGCCACUCAAUUAUGUAAGGAAGCAUGAGUGCUUCCUUCUACAUAUUAACUUUACCCUCAUUGUUUGGAUUAAAGGUAUAUAUUAAAAGCGUCUCUGUAUUCCAUCAAAAGGGAUUAAAGGUAUGGACUAAGACUGAGCCGCACCACAACUAGAAACAAGUUUUCCAGUAAGAGGUACAGUCUCAAGGUUGACAGUGUGAUCAAAUAUCCUGCAACAUCCUCAGACCAGCAAGAACCUUGGUCCUCUGGAAAGGGCCUCUGUCACCACUGAAACUUAAAGAAGGCCUUAGAUUGCAGUGGAUAUAUUGGAGAAGGCCUAAAGUUGCAGUUAGAAGUUUUAAAAUAAAUUGUGCUCCAGUGAGGACCAAAGAAAGACCUAAGAUCUUCACUAGAUUUUGAGAAGACCUUUGACUUAAGUGAAAACCUAGAGAAGGACUUGGGCCCCAAUGAUUAUCUGCAGAAAAAUUUAGGCGAAAUUCUCCAAACAUAGUAAAAAACUGUUGAUGACUUUGUAGAACCUGUGAGGACUUUGGGCUAUUUGGGGGCAAUAAUGAUUCUUGGGUACUGACUUAUCCUACAGUGAUUAAACUAGACUCCAGUGAGUACUUGCAGGAGGCCAUGGACACCAGGAAUAAUCAUGGCAAGUCUCAGGCUCAGAGAGAAUCUGGAAAAGUCCUCAGUCAUCAAUGAGACUUUGGAGAAAUGCCUUAGAUUGGCAUUGAGUACCUGGAGAAAGCCUCAAGGCACAGAAGGGUUAGAAUGUUUUGUGCUCUAGAGAGGACCAAGGUAAGGCUGAAAGUCUUCACAAGACUGUUGUAAAGACCCUUGACUUAAAUGAGAAUCUGGAGAAGGCUCUAAGUUCUGUUUAGAAAGGUUAGAAAGCUUUGUGCUCCAGUGAGACCCUGAGAAAGACCUCAGGUCCUAGGGAUAAUAUACAAAAGGCCUAAGAUCUCAGCAAGGACCUGAAGGUUUCCCUUCUGCCCAAAUGGGAAGCUGAUGAAAGUUGUAAGAGACAGAACAUAAGGAAGGCAUUCAGAACUAAUGAAGGCCUGAUGGAGGCCUUAGAGAACCUGUGAGACUAGGGCAAUUUUUUAGGCCCAGUGAGACCCUGGAUAAUGCUUUAGGAUCCAUUGAGAAAUGAAGACCCAAGGAGAACAUGGAGAAGGCUUUAGACAUCAGUGACUAUCUAAGAGAACCUCAAAUCUGAGUGAGCAUGUAAAGAACUUAAAACCAAAUGAUAAUCUGGGAAAGGCCUUAUUAGGCUCCAGGCAGAGCCUAAUAAGAAUAUAUAGAAAACUUGAUGAGAAUAUAUAGAAAAUCUGAUGCCUACUGUAGUUCCUGGAUAAUGCCUUCAUACCAAGGAAAAAUUUUAGGUGCUGGACCAUUGUGAGAAUCUCUGGUAGGCCUAAUGCCUUGUUGUGACUUGCAAAGGCCUUAGAUCCAAGUCAUAAGGCAGAGAAGGUCUUUAGUCACAGAAAGAACUUGUUGAGGCUUAAGUCCAGGUGAGAAACAGGCCUUGGGGUCCAAGAAAAACUUGGGUAAAAAUUUAAGACCCAGAGAGAAUAUGGGCAAUUCUUUAAAGUUCUUAAAAAACCUGGGAAGACUUUUGCCUAUUAUAAUAAUAUCCCAAGAAACUCCUUACACACCACAAGAAUCUGGAAACAUCUUUAUCUCCACUUAUACCCUGGAAAGGGAUUAGACUCAAGUGAUAGCAUGUGGUAGCCCUUGGAUCCCAAUGAGAACCUGAGGAAUCCCUUAGUCUUCACUGAAACUUUGGGUAAGGCCUUAGGUCACUGUCAGAACCUUGAGAAUCCAUAAGUUCCAAUGAGAAUGUGGUAGUUUCUUGGCUCCAAAUUCUGGGCUCCAGUAACUACCUAGGAACGAUGUAAACUCUGAGGAGACUUUGCAGAAGGUCUUAGAUACCAGUCAGAGCCUAAAGAAGGUUCUUGGUCCCAGUGAGAAUAUUCAGAAAGUUUUAGGUCACAGUGAGAACUAGGAAAAAUUCUUCAGAUACAUUGCAAACACAGAGAUGACUUUAUAGAACCUGUAAGGUGUUGGGAAUAUUUUUAGGCCACAGUACAUCCUUUGGUCAUUUCUUAAUAUACAGAGAGAACCUAGACAAGACUUUAAGACCCUGCAACAGACUCAGAAGCUCCUAGGCCCCAGUGACAAAGAAUGCCCUAGAUACCAGAAACAAUCCAGAAAACCUUAAGACCCAUUGAGUAUCUGGGAAAGUCUCAAUGAGACUUUGAAGAAGGCCUUAGAUUACAGUGAGUACCUGGAGUACCUUAAGUUCCAGUAAAACAUAUUAGAAUGUUUUUGGCUCCAGUGAGAACCUGGGAAAGGCCUGAGUUCUCAAAUAGACUUUGGGGAAGUCCUUUGAAUACCAUGAAAUCAUAGAGGAGGUUUUAAGUCCCAUUGAGAUCCUGCAGAAAGUUUUAGGCCACAGCAAGAAUAUGUGGAAGGUCUCCAGACUCUGUCAAAACCCAUCAAAGACCUUAUUGAAUUUUUGAGAACUUGUACAAAUUUUGGGCCUAGUGAGAACUGGUUAAUGCCUUAGACGCUCAUGAGAAUCUGGAUAAGGAUUUGAGACAGUCAUAACAUGGGGAAAGUCUUGGUCCUGAGUUAAUACUGGAUGGUUUUAGGUCCCAGUGACUUCCUGGAAAGGCAUUAGGAUACACUCAUAACUUCUGAAAGCCAUAGGCUCCUGUGAGUACACUGUAAAACUUUAAGACCCAAUGAAAAUAUGUUAAAAGUCUGUUACCAUUGAGUAGCUGAGGAAUCCCAUAAGCUCUAGUGGAAACCUGUAAAAAGAAAUUUAGGCCACAGUGAGAACCUGUUCAAGACCUAAGGCUUCAAUGAAUCUUUGGAUAAGUCCUUAGACCCAAAUAAGAACCUGCAAACAGUCUUUAGUCCAAUUGAGAAGCUACAGAUUCAGUAAGAACCUGGAGAACUCCUUAGACUCUGAGGUCCUGAGUUCAAAUCCCAGCAACCACAUGGAGGCUCACAACCGUCCGUCGUGAGAUCUGAUGCCCUCUUGUGGUCAUUGUUCCAACAUGGCCCUGUGGAUCCGCUUCCUGCCCCUGCUGGCCCUGCUCAUCCUCUGGGAGCCCCGCCCUGCCCAGGCUUUUGUCAAACAGCACCUUUGUGGUUCUCACUUGGUGGAAGCUCUCUACCUGGUGUGUGGGGAGCGUGGAUUCUUCUACACACCCAUGUCCCGCCGCGAAGUGGAGGACCCACAAGUGGCACAACUGGAGCUGGGUGGAGGCCCGGGGGCAGGUGACCUUCAGACCUUGGCACUGGAGGUGGCCCGGCAGAAGCGCGGCAUCGUGGAUCAGUGCUGCACCAGCAUCUGCUCUCUCUACCAACUGGAGAACUACUGCAACUAGGCCCACCACUACCCUGUCCACCCCUCUGCAAUGAAUAAAACCUUUGAAAGAGCA